Molecule: messenger RNA, 60005 nt
Organism: Podarcis lilfordi (Lilford's wall lizard)
Lineage: Eukaryota; Metazoa; Chordata; Lepidosauria; Squamata; Lacertidae
Source: the annotation of a GenBank genome assembly
AGCCUCUCCCCCUCGGCGCCCGGCUGAGGAGCCGCCGCCACCGCCGCUCCUGCUGUUGGCGUUUCCGGACUGCCGCCGCCUCCAACCGCCUGCUGCUGCCGCCACCGCCGUCGACGACGCUCCCCGAGCGAAGCGUAGCCCGGCCGGGGCGGGGGAAAGGGCUGCUGCUCGCGGCCGGCUCUCGUCGCUCGGCCUGGGGGAGGCUUGUCAGCCGCGGCGGGCAGGUGAGCGGACCGAGCGGGGAGCCUCCGCCUUCCUCCUUCUCCGGGCCUGGAGCUGCCUCACGGAGGCCGGGCGGGCGGGCGAGAGGGCGCCGUCGUCGUGAGGGAAUGAGGGGAGGCCGGGGUGCGGUGGGGGGGGGGAGGCGCACGAACCACGCUGUCCCCUGUGAGGGGGGGGGGGAAGGGGAGGCGCGCGGCAAAAAGGCCCCGUGUUUGUCGGGGGGGGCGGGUGUUUCCCUCUUCGGGGGGGGGCAGCGGCUGAGGAGAGGGGGCUGCAGCAGCAGGAGGAGGAAGCGAAUGGGGAGGUGGGGGAAACCUUUAGGCAGUCCCUGGGAGGGGGCGCUGUGGGAGCCUAGACCCCCCACACCUAUCCUCCUCCCCCCUCGCUUUGGGGGGUUUCAGAGAGAGGGGAAAGCUCUGCAAUCCGUGGUGGGGGGGCAAGGGGGUGUCGAGGAGUUUCUGGAGCGACCCUCCCACCCCCGCGGUCUCCCGGCCCUUUUUCUCUUAUUUAUUUAUUUUAAGGUGGGCUAAUUCCGAGCGGGACUGCGCCUGCGCGAAUUCCAAUGCAUCUUCCUGUGCAGAAUAAGUGACCCAGCCCUGCGAAGAAGGCUCCUCUCCGGGCAGCAGCUCUCUUUAGGAGGGAGAAAAGCCAGUGCGUGUGAGGGCAGGCCGGCAGGCUGGAUACUAGUGUGCCAGGCCCUCGGAGAGAGAGGGAGGGAGGGGAGGCCUGCUCUAAUCUCUCUCUCGCUCCCUGGAGCCAGCCUCCCAGAGCAAAACAUGACACCGUCACACAGGCCAAGAAAAGGGCCCCGGGAUUCCUGGCUUGGGUGAGGACACCCUCUUCUCUGCCUUACAAGCGCUCUCCCUCUUAUUUCUCCCUGACGCUUGUGAUCAUUUUUGGAAAGCUGGGAACUGGAAAUGUUAGCCCGCAAACCCCUUUUUGUCCAACGCUGGCAGAAGCCUCCUCACCCCCGCCCCCCGCGCUUUUAAAGUUGACAUGCAUUGUCGAAGUCUAAUCCCUUGGUCUUCAGAGCUGGUUGGCUGGGUUGCAGCCUGACCCUUGCGGCAUUGCCACAUUACAGAUGGUAAAAUAAACAAACGCCCCAAUGCAUGUUUAGCCUAAAGGGGGGGGGAUCUUAAAAGGGUGGGAAGACUGAACCUACGUUGGUAGAUUUGGAACUACUUCUGAAUCUGUGGGUUUUAGCAAUUCUAGGGUGAUCUUAUUUAGGUGUGAUGUAGAGAUAUCUCUUUAAUUGGUUGGUGUGGGGAUGAUGCUGAUUGUAAUACUGCUGGGUGGUUUUGGCUUAUUCUAAAGCUGGGGACAUCCCUGAAGGUUUUGUUUGUUGUAGCAUCUUAUCAAUGCCUGGUAAACUGUCUUCAGCUGCGAUUUCCUCACUAACACAAUACCCUUGGUGAAUGAUUUGUUGUUUGAGGUACAAGGGUGAAAUAUAUGUUUUGUUAGAAUGGUAAAAGCUUCUUUUACCUAAUCACAAAAAUAUGAACCAAUAAAGCUGCUUUGUUGACAUUAAAGUUUUUUAAAGUUCUCUUUAGAGAGAGAACCAUAUUAGUAAUAACAGCUUUUUAGAAUGUGGUUGUAUUUUCAUUAAUUUCCUUCAAGUAUAUCAAUAAGCGAGAUGUAGUUCAGACUACUUUUAGCAAAAUUUGUGUUGUUGAACGUUGAGAAGCCCCGUAACAUAGUAAUUCUUGCCAUUAAACUGGAAGGCUAUCACUGUAGAGUUCUGAAUGGUAUACUCCAUAGUUGUAAAAUAUGUAAUCUCACUUUGUUCUUUAUUGAAUAAAAGUACUGAAAUGCACAUGACAUCAGAUUCUCCAGCUUGCAAACCUAACACAUUACUGAGUACUCCCCCUCCCUCACUUGUGAGGGGCUUUAAUUUCUUUGUGUUAAUGCAUUUUCAAUUUUAAAAAUUGUCUAUAAUACAAAAUUUUAUAGAGUUAUGGUUGUGAAUUUGCUUCCCCAUAUCAUUUUUGUAGUGCUUCUGAAGUCAUUGGUUUCUGAUAACAUACAGUACUAAGUAUUCUGCUUUUCCAGAUGGAUAGUCGCCACACUGUAUCUUACAAUAACCAAAGUGUUAUGCAAAUGCAUAAUGCUAAUUUAAAGAAGUGUGGAAACAGAUUGUAAAUAUAUACUUGUUUGGCAGAUAAGGUAUGCUCUUGGAACAGUUUUAAGAAAUGAAUGGUAGCAGUUCAACAGAUUAUAAUGGCAGUAGAGCAAGUGGCUGUUGAGUUUAGCUCUAAGGAAUUACGGUAGUUUUUUUGUCUAUAAUGGGAUCUGGUUCUUACAUUAGCUUCUAAAUGAGGCAUUGUAUGUUUAUAGUUGCAGACUAGGCACUUGGAAGCAAGUCUCAUAAGUCUUGAGGCAUACUUUUGAGGAAAUGAGCAUAGGGAUAGGUUUCACAUGGGACUAUUUUUCCUUGCUCUUCCCCCUCACAACUGAGAGGGGAAAGGGAAGCAAAACAGACCAAUGGCAUUGCUUUUCUUUUCUUCUUUUCUUCUUCCAUGCAGUUAUUUGAAGGUAAUGAGCAUUGAACAUUGGAGGAAGUUUUUGUACUGAAGGAUCUCAAGUACUUUUAUAUGUGGUAAUAAUUGGGCAUCUAGUCCAAGAAAAUCUUUGUACAGUUGGUAAAAAUUUAAAGUUGUACCAUAUGCUUGUAAUGAGAGAAACCCCUGUCUUCUGUAAUGGGGUAAUUUUAUGAUAGCUGGAUCCUGAUUCUAGAUUCUAAUUACAAAAGCUGCCACAAAGUUUACCAUAAGCCUUUAUUGCAUGUUGCAUGACAUUGUGGUUCACUUCUAAAAGUACGCUGGGGUUAGUUCUUAAUGCAGUUGAUCUAGUUAGGCAAACUCGCUGCUAGAAAAUGGCAAGAGUGAGGCCAAAGGAAGUAAUCCCAACUUGAUGUAAAGAUAGAUUAGCAUUCAAGAUAGUUGUAUCAAGGAGAUCAUGGUUCAAAUUCUAGUAGAUUUAGGAGGCAGCACUAGGUACAGGUGAGUUCACCCUUUGACUGCUGUGCCCUAUCUGUUCCUGUGCCCUAUCUGCUCCUCCUCCUCAGUUAGGGGAUUUGUUAGGUGUGCUCCCCUGCCCCUGUGAGGUGUGCAUCCCGUCAAAAGUGUGUGCUGUAGCUUACAGAGAGGAGUAUGUAUGUGAUGGAGGUGUCUGGGUUCACAGCUAUAGACAGUGAUCGUAAUUUAGGUUUUCAUUAAUCCCACAACAGGUAUACUAGGAAACAACUCAUGGGUCUAUAUUGCCUCUGGCAUGAUUUCAGAUUGAAGCUUUUCCUCUUUAGAGAUUGUAACAAGAAUCCAUUUCAGCCUGCUGAGUGAGAAUGCAUCAUCUGGGCAGAAUGGUUGGCUGUUGUGAUUGAGAGCUGUGUGUGACUGUGUGUGUGUAGUGAAACCAGGUACCCAUGUCUUCGUAAGAUCGAACUCCUUCACUUCCUUUUGCAUCUGUGUGCUCAGAGUUCAUUUGGGACGAAUUGUACAUGGACUUAAUAUAGAGCUGAUACCUGGGCACUGCAUCGACAGUUUCUCUGAGCUCCAAAUGUUAAAUGUCAGAAAUUGUCCAGAUGACAUAAUUCUCCCCCUGCCCUCAUAGUGUGAAUACAGAUGCAUAUAGUAGGAACCCUGUGACCUUUUCUUUCCAUUGUAUACCUCAUUAGCAUGAUUCAUACUUUCGUCUCCUUCAGUGUACAUACAGCUGCAACAUGAAUCAGUUAUUCCUCUAUUAACUAUAUAUAAAAAUCCCUGUGGGAGCUGUUCAUAUAGUCAUUCCCCUAAGCAUUUUACUUCAUUAAUUCCAAUGGGUGGGCUACAAGUGGUAGCCAAUGGUUUAUUCCUGGCUUACCACUUACGAUAAACAACUCCUGAUUUGUUGAUCCGUGUCCUGAAAAAGAAACUGCUUUGACAUUCUCAAUAUUUGCAUCUGCAUUUUGUCUUUAUGUGACUGGCUGGAUAUAUGUAGUUUACGUAUUGUGUAAUACCAACAUAUUCAAGUUCUUACAGAUGCAGGAUUUUUCUUUUAUUGGUUCUCAGUUCUGCCUGUUUUGUUCAUAUGAGGAAUGGUACCUAGGCAAGUCUAGUUUAAAGCAAGUGCAGAUGCCCCAGAACUGCUGUUAGAUCUGAUGCAGCUUAGGCAGGAAAUGUUUCCCAUUGGUUUGCAAUCCCUUUAUUAAAUAACUGUAUUUCAGGGGCUUUCAGCUUAGCACUUGUGGGUACCAUAGUGCCAAGAAGGCCGCCCUUGCAGUCCAUGAGGCAAUGUGAAGCAUUGAUCCAGACAUUCACUGAGCUGUUGCCACCCACCAACCACAUGGAGCUGACAGUGGAUGCUUCCUUACAUGGAAGGCCUGUUUAAAAAAAUGUUGGGGAAGAGUGAGUGACCUUGCCUUUCAGCCACAUGUGGUGGGCACUUCUUUUGUUCCAUGCGGAGGCAAAAAAACCUAACUAAACAAAAAUUGGUGUGUGGGGGGAAGGAGGGUACAUCAGGAAUAGUCCUGUUCACUCAAGUUAGUGUGCUGUUGCUGGCCAGCCUCAUUUCACUGGUGGCUGGCACUUCCUUUCCCUGUUGGAGGGACCUCUUUAAAACAAAUGCCAGGUGGGGGAAGAACCACAUUUCUUCAAUUUGCUUGAAGUUGCUGCAACCAUUUUGAGCUAGGAGUGGGCACUUCCUUUAUCUCUGAGGGGCUUUAAAAAAAGUUGCACAGGAAGGGAAAGGGAUGAGUGAACAGGUCUGUUUAUUGCUGCCAGCCAUGGGGCUGGUGGCAGGCAUAUCCUUCACUGCAUGUAUGUGUGGUCUUUUUGUGUGUGAGAGGGUGGAGGGGAAGGUGUAUAUGUGUGGUUUCUGUUACAUAGGAUAGAUUUUUAUGCAAUGUGUUUGGAUGAGGGAGAGAUGCAGUUGGGCAGAGGCAAGUUGUGUGUGGCUGUGUAGAUGUGAGGGUGAAAUGCAUGUAUAUCUAUAGUCUGCAUGUAUAUGGUGAGUGCAAUGUGUGUGCAUGAGAGUGUGGUGUGGUCACCUUGUAUACUUUCUCUGGUACUGGGGAAUGCUUAUUCUUGUUAGACAACAAAUUUCUGAUGUGAUGGUCAAAUUGGUUUCAUACAUCAAACUGUGAUGCUUUAUCUUUAGAUCAAGAUUGAGAAGGUGGGAAAUUUAAGGAUGGUUAAUUAACCUUUCUGGGCUUUUUAAAAGCAGUAACUGAGAUUAAAUGUACAGACAUUCUCAAGGAGCUACACCUCGCAAGUCUAGUUGUAAUUGAAUUUUGUUUGCUUCCAAGACACAGAUGGAGACAAACAAUUAUUUUAAGAUUUAAAAGAGAAAUUUAGAUUCCAUGGCAUGUUGUACACUCUCUUGUCUCAUUGUAACUGUCUAACAGGAUUUGCAAGUUUUUGAAAUGGUAAAGAAGUCUAAAAACCUGAAAAGUGAUGUGUGCACAUACCACAAGUAGUGAUCAUUCUUCCAGUCUGACUUCAACUUUGCUUUAUUUAUUUUUCCUUGCAGCUCAAGUUUAAAAAUUCUUUUUUCAAGUUUGAUACACUACUAAGAAUGUUAUUUAAACAAGUAAGUUUUGUUAGAAAGAUUGUAUACUAUAACAGAAAAUAGCCUAAUAUUCCAAGCGGUACUGAUUUUACCUUGGUUGCAUUUAUUGCUUACUCCAGUAUAUACAAUCAGUACUAAUGAAAAUGUUUUAUCCAGAACUGGCCAGUCCCAUCUGUAGGGUAUCAGGUUACUGCAGCAAAACUAUGACUUCUCAUCGAACCCAGUCUCUUUUGUGCCUUUAUGGAAGCAGUUGAUUUUAUAUUGAGAUAAAUUUUUCUCAUAAUAGAUCCACUGAAAUUGAUGUAUUUGAGUUGUAUGUCCAUUAAUUUCAAUGAGUCUACUCUGAGUAGAACUAAUAUUGAAUACAACCCAGAAGGUCAUAGAAUCACAGGUGUCAGAGGGGAUCUACAGAAACCACUUCUGCCAGGGGGAUGCAAACUCACUGCCUCUGCUGACUGACUUGUGCUGCAAGCUAUGAUUAUUGGGUGUUAGACAGUUUCUUGCAUGGAGUAGCUCUGCAAGUAUGUGGACAGUCACAGUAUUCCAGGUUUGCUUACACCACAGGUGUGUAUAAAGGCAUUACGUUUUUGGCAGUUUUAUUUUUGAUGCCUUUUGUAGUGAUCUAGAAUUUGCCUUUUUUCACAGUUUCUGCAUACUGGUUUGACAUUUACAUUGAGUUAUCUACCGUGACCAAAAAUCUCGUUCCCAAUCAAUCAUUCAUACCCCAUCUUAGGAAAAGCUAAGAUUGUUAUCUUCAAUGUACAUCACUUUACACUUGUUUGCAUUGAACCUCAUAUGCCAUUUGUUGCCCAUGCGCAGUUUUGGGAGGUACUCUUGGAGUUCUUUGCAACCUGUUAUACUUUAUACUACCCUGAAUAAUUUUGUACAGUAUCUGUAAAUUUGGCUAUAUCACUGCCAUUCCUGGACCAUUUGCAACCUAGUUAAAAAUCACUAGUUCUAGGGUAGGUCCUUGGGAUAGCUCAAUUUACACCACUUUAUUGUGAGAACUUUGUGUUUAUUUAUUUCUAUGCUUUGCUUCAUGUUCUUUAACCAGGUACCAAGCCAUAUCCAUAACUUGUAAGUUUACUCAGGAGGCUUUCAUGAUGGACUUUCUUAAAAGUUUUUUGGAAGUUCAAGUAUACAGUGUUGGAUCACCCCAAUCUAUGUGCUUUUGUAGAACUCUAUACACUCUAAACCACAGAGCCUAGGGCUUGCCGAUCAGAAGGUUGGCGGUUAAAAUCCCUGUGACAGGGUGAGCUCCUGUUGCUCGGUCCCUGCUCCUGCCAACCUAGCAGUUUGAAAGAACGUCAAAGUGCAAAUAGAUAACUAGGUACCACUCCAGCGGGAAGGUAAACGGCGUUUCCGUGCGCUGCACUGGUUCAUCAGAAGUGGCUUGGUCAUGCUGGCCACAUGACCUGGAAGCUGUACACCGGCUCCCUUGGCCAAUAAAGCAAGAUGAGCACCUCAACCCCAGAGUCGUCCACGACUGGACCUAAUGGUCAGGGGUCCCUUUACCUUUAUACAGGGUUAGUGAGACAGAAUUUACCUCUGCUGAACCUGUGUUAAUCCUUCACAUUAUUUUGUAUGCUUGAUAAUCAUGCUGUCCACCAAUUUCCCCAGAACUAAGUUGAAAUUAACUGGCCUGUCACUUUCUGGAACAUCGCCCCAACCCCCAAAUCAUUUUUUAAAAAUGGUUUUACGUUACCUGUUUCUAGUCUCCUGGUACAUAGGCUGGUUAUAGUAAAAAGUUAAGUUUUGCUUUUUGUUUUGUUUUGUUUUGUUUUGUUUUGUUUUGUUUUUAGAAGACUAGUACAGUAAUUUCUUAUUUAAGUUUAUUAAAAACAAUUGAGUGGAUACAAUACAAUGCAGACCUGGUAAUUUGUUAAUUUGUAAAUAAGAAAGGAAGGUCAUUCUUGCAGCUUGAUACUCAAAUUCAGGCCUUCCCAGUAGUUCAGGCAUUUUUCCUGUCCCUAACUAGAAUGGAAACAUCAGGAUAAGAAAAUAAAACUCCAGUUUCUCUCUUACUUAGUAAACCUGAGUCAAACUGCACUGUUGGGUAUGGUGAUAAGGCAAACAUGAUGAGUCACAAAUCCUUAUCUGUGUGGGAAGGUAAAAUACUUGACCUCUGCUGUUUUGAAAUAAAACCGGUGCUUGGUUUUGUGGUUUUAAAAAGGUUUUGAUCUGCUAAGUGAAACACUGUGAUUUGCAGAUGUUGCUGUAUAUGAAAUCUAGUCUAGCCACUAAUUAUUAAUUUUUUUGCUGUUAAAAGAAUGUUGCAUUCUUGUGGUGAAGGAUUGGUAUGAUGGAGUAAAUCUGUAGUCAACACAUUGGCAGUUUGGGAGGGAUGCACAGUGUUUCUUCUUUGAAGACUGAGCAAAGAAAAAUACUUUCCAAUUUAGUUCUGGAAAUGAUGUGCCUUUUGCUUGAAAAUACAAGGCUAGUCCAGAUUUUAUGGGUCGCUUGGUCUCUCCUCUCUUUGGUUGUUUCGCUUCAAGGGGAGUCAUGGCAGAGGUUUAUAAAGUUAUGCCGUUGUUUUUGUCUAGUUUCACUUUUCAUAUUGUUUGUGGCUGUAUUCCUGUACACCCUUACCUGAAAGUAAGUCCCUUGGAACUCACUGGUGCUUGCUUUUCAGUAUACAUGCAUAGAGUUGCACUAUUAGCAUUGCCUAGGAAGGAUGCAGCAAGUCUUGUUUUAGAUGUUUGAUGCCAUUCGGUGAUUUCACAUUACAUAUUUUUGAAAAGUUUUUGACUUUUUGCUGUGCAUUUGGACACUGCUUGAGAUCUUGUAACCACAAACAAGAACUAAAAUAAAGAUACAAAAACCUAACAGAAACAACCCUCCCCCUGCUAACAAAAUAUCCCAAACACCCCAGACCUACUUCUCAUCAUUGGCUGCCAGUCAUGAUAGCUGCAGCCUUUUGGAACUGGACUCCACCAACAUCCGUCCCCUCUCCCUGCAUAAGAAUGAGACACUGGUAGUACAUACAUGCUAUGUUAAGGAUGGAGAACUCUUGUCCCUCCAGACGUAGAUUGAUGAGCACCUGUUUUGCAUACAGAAGGUCCCAGGUUCAACUCAACUUCUCCAGACAGGAGUGGGAAUGUCCUCUGUCUUAAAACCUGGAGAUCUCCCAGCAGUCAGAGUAGAUCAGAGGGUAGGCAACCACAAGCAGCCCACAGGGGUCGUUUAACUGGCCCACGAGCCGCCCCCAAACCGAGCCACCCUCUUGGUGAGUCCCUGCGUGCUGCGCUAAACCAGCGCGGGAACUUGCUUCCCCUGCGCUGGAAAUUGCAUCUGUGCAGACGCAGACGUCGGAAAUCACGGGGGUGCGCGUGAUCCGGAGCACGGAGGGAACUCCGCUGGAGUGAACUAGCUCAGGUGAGGUAAACCUUGCCGACCACUGGAGUAGAUUGUCUUCUGCAAGAUGAACAGUGGUCUGACUUUGUAUAAGACAUCUUGCUAUGUUCUGUGUUUCAAACUAUCAAGCUGUGCCAUAGAUUGAACAGGAAGUGUGUGCGUGUGCAUGCAUGUGCAGUUUUGCGUCCCUAGCCAAUUACUUAAAAUGGGGCACGUUUGUGCUAAAAUGGUAGCAUGCUUCCAUUUUGACCUGAAAUAGGAAAGCAUGGUUCACAUGAGUUGUUCCCAGUUCUUUGCGCAGUGGAAUCCUGUGGGGUGAACAGGAGAAAGUGGGGUGGUCUCUUCUGAGCAAUGGAUUAUUUUUAUUUUGCUUAUUAACAUUCCCACAGGGCUGUAUGUGUUUGAUCCUGUGCCAGCACAUUUCAGAGUUGCACAAUAAAUUGCUUAGAAUAUUAUGUGAUGCAAAUAGUGAUGGUUUUACCGGAUUCUCCUCCUGCUUUGUAAGAAGAAAGCACACAACUUUUACUCAUUUCCAGUAGUUGUGUAUUGUAAGCAUUAGCUACAUACCGGUACUUUCAUUUUGUUGGAACUGGAGAAUGGAUACUUGCCAGAAAAUGACGUCUAGAUUAUUCAAAAUGUAGACAUGGGAAUGUAGACUUUAAUAAAGUGUCCAUAUUUGCUACAGAGUCCAGAGAGAUGAAAGAGGGUAUUGUAGGUUGGAUUAUAUUUUGUCAAGCCAAAUCCAGUUUUCUCAACCCAUACCAGGAAAAUGACUGCUUUUCAGUUAUCUCAAUUUCUUAAGUAUUGUGUUAACUUCCCUUUGAGCACAUGUAUGUAUAUAGCUAUGUGUGGUUUCAGUUUCGACACUGGCACAAGCCAUGCAGUCAGUGUUCUUUCUACACCUGUGAUUUCCAUGCUGUUAGUAAUUGAUAUUUCAAACAGACCAAGCUCUUAGGGGCUUUCAUUUGCUACUAUUUUGACCUAUUGUCUAUGCUGGCCAGAGGUUCAUGAAUCAGAAAAAGAUGUGGGAGAGAGAGGGUAUGGCAGUGCCAUUUUAAAGUCCCUGCAUAGGCAUCCUGCCACAGUUCUAAUGUUUCAGCAAAUUGGAAACGUAACAUUUCACAUUCUUUUGGCUCAACUCAAAUCUGUAGAGCUCGCAAGAGAAUAGCUGCAGGAACUUGCCCUUCACAGUUACUUUGAACAGAGGAGGCUGUGGGGUUGAGUGGGUGUUGACCCUGCCAGCACAUCCCUAUCAAUCUAGACUGGGAGGUGCUUGGUUUAAUAAACAUUUUUUUCAGACUUAUAUGCAUACUGAUUUGGAAGACAGUCCCACUAAGUUCAGUGAGGCUCAUUGCCAAGAAAGGUGUGCACAGGAUCAUGCUAUUAGUCAUAGUGCUUUGACGACGUUUCCCCAUUGCCUGUAGAGCAAAAAGACCCUGGCUGGUACUUGAGCAUAGGCAACAUUGCUGAGAAAGAGGAGGCCAUGUCUGGCUGCAUUUGUUAGCAUAUGUACCUAGGAAGCUAUCUUAUGCCAAUCUUAGUAGUGUCUCUACACUGACUGGCAGCAUCUCUCCAGAUGGGUCUUUCCAAGCCAUGCCUGGGGAACUUCAUCAGGACAACAUGGAGGCUGCAUUAAGUGACUCAUCUGCUUGAUCACAGUGGGAGGUGGCACAAUAGGCAUGUUUUAAUGCUGAAACAAAAUAAAAUACUUGGCAUUCUGUCAUCUGGAGAAGUAAUUGCAUCGUGCUUGGAGCAAAGGUGUGCAGGUCAUUUGUAUUCUUGCAUGCAUUAACACCAGAAUAUUUUUUACUUUUUUAAAAAAAUGAUAUUUAUUGAAGUUUCAAAAAAAAGUUACAAAAAUAGGAAAAAGAAAAGGGAAAAAAAAGAAAAAAUACAAAAUACAGAAAAGUAAAAGCACUUAAAAACAAAUCAAUCUUUCCAUGUCUUGUCUUUCAUUUACUUGUUUCCCUGACCUCCUCACACCUCCCUUUUUGUAUUCCAAUCCAGUUAGCUAAUUCAGCAAAUCCUUUCCCUCUUUGUUUUUAUCCUAAUCCUUUAACUUAAUAUAUUGUAACUUUAGAUUCUCACCUGUUAACAAUCCAUUUUUACAUACUCCUUUGUAAUAUUGCUGCUAAAACCACGUAACUUCAUUCUGACAUCAUUCUAACAUUCAUUAAUUUUACAGUAUUUCUGUAAAUAGUCUUUAAAUUUCUUCCAAUCUUCUUCCACCAACUCUUCUCCCUGGUCUCGGAUUCUGGCAGUCAUUUCCGCCAGUUCCAUAUAGUCCAUCACCUUCAUCUGCCAUUCUUCCAGGGUGGGUAGAUCUUGUGUCUUCCAAUACUUUGCAAUAAGUAUUCUUGCUGCUGUUGUAGCAUACAUAAAAAAAGUUCUAUCCUUCUUUGGCACCAAUUGGCCAACCAUGCCCAGGAGAAAGGCCUCUGGUUUCUUCAGGAAGGUAUAUUUAAAUACCUUUUUCAUUUCAUUAUAGAUCAUCUCCCAAAAACCCUUAAUCCUUGGGCACGUCCACCAAAGGUGAAAGAAUGUGCCUUCUGUUUCUUUACAUUUCCAACAUUUAUUAUCGGGCAAAUGAUAGAUUUUUGCAAGCUUGACUGGUGUCAUGUACCACCUGUAUAUCAUUUUCAUAAUAUUCUCUCUUAAGGCAUUAUAUGCCGUAAACUUCAUACCUGUGGUCCAUAACUGUUCCCAGUCAGCCAUCAUUAUGUUAUGUCCAACAUCUUGUGCGCAUUAACACCAGAAUAGUACCUGUUGAACAGAUUAUGUAGUGUUGCCACCUUUGUUCCCAUGCAUUUAACAUUUUCACACUAGGCAGAAAUCCAUCAGAUGAAGUGUUCUCUGACGUUACAUCACUGCUAUGGGGAAAGUUCCAUCUGAUGAAUUUCGUUUCAUAUACAACCUUUGCUCUUAAGGAACUUGGGAGUGCCAUGCAGUGGUUAUUUAAUUUUAUAUCCUCAACAUCACUGUGAGGUGGUGUUCAAAACUUCCAUUGUUCUAGGCACAUUUUGCAACAGGGAAUUUCAUUAGCGCAAGCAUUUUCUGAGCUCUGGGUGCAGUGCUGCGCCUAAGAUUUCAGAUUAAACCUGCAGAGUAGAAGGAAAGGAGGACCCUUUUCUGCCCCCCCAGUUCCAGCUACUCUCUGAAGACUGGAUAAGAGACCCUCUUAAGAAUAUGGGGGGGGCAGGGGAAAGACUAGACCAUGUGAAAAAUGAACAUAAUAUUUUCGCUUCAGUUCAUUCGUUAUAAGCUUUGAAAUGGCAACCCUAAUUUGAUGUACAGAACCUAAUUUAUGUUUGCUUAUUUUGAAGAUUCUUUCCCAUUUUUAGAGUUUGACUGAAAUUGCACAUUAUAAGGCUGUUUUGUUAAGCCUUGGGUGCCUAAUAUUGUACUCUUAGAGACAUUCCCUUUGGCCCCUGCCAAAGCUCCCUGUCCUUCCCAGUCUCUCAAAACUGAGGUCUUAGGGGUUUUUUUUAGUAUGUUGCCUGUUUAUUGGGAGGUGCUGCCUGCUUUUUUUGACUGUGUUUUUGUUUUGGUAGCUGUGUUAAGUAUUUUGCAUGUUUGCAUGUAUUGUGAUCAUACCAGUUUUUCUUCCAUGAGAUGGAUAUUAUGUUGUGCCCAUUAUAGUUCCUUAGAUUUCCAAAAGUGCUUUUGGGACCAAAAAGGGCAAGGACCCCUGAGUUAAGCUUAAAUUCACCCUAUAUUCAAGUAGUUGUCUGGUAGUCAUAGGUGACAAAGAAAUGUACGCAGGUGAGUGCAUGGAAUUCUAAGGUGGCAGCCACUGAGGAAUGAAAUGUUUGUAGCAGCUGCCAAGAUAGCAACAGGAGAACAGGCCUUUUCCCGUAAUGCACCCCCCUAAUCUGUGCAAUGCUCUCCCCACAGUGUCAAUGUUCUUUACAAAGAUGAACACUUGGGGGGGGGGGACUUAUGAAGAGCCAGGCAUAAGACCCCCAAUAAAGGUACAGUCUUACCUCGGGUUGAAUGUUCUUCGGGAUGAGUGCGUUUGAGUUGCGCUCCAUGGCAACCCGGAAGUAACGGAGCGCGUUACUUCCGGGUUUCGCCGCUUGCACAUGCGCAGACGCUCAAAAUGACGUCAUGCACAGAAGUGGCGAAAAGUGAUGCGUGCAUGCGCAGACGUGCCGUCGCUGGUUACGUUUGCUUCUAGAUGCGAACGGGGCUCCAGAACAGAUCCCGUUCGCAUCUAGAGGUACCACUGUAAUUGAUAUGUUGGGCAAGUCACUUCAUUUUGCUUCAUGUUCAUUUUUUUAAUGUAUACUUAUCCUACUGUUGCUGUAAGUCAUUGUUUCAAUCACUGUAUUGCACCAACAUAAUAAUUGGCAACUACCCAAGCAUACAAACUUAAAUUAAAAUAUUUAUAUUCCUCUCCAUGAUACUCAAAGCUGUGUGCAUUAAAACAGUUUUAAAAAACCACUCCACAGUAAAUGAUGCAUGAUGAAUUCCUUGUAAGCAAGAUAAGCACUGUAGCAACACUGUUAUUAAGGGAAAGUUCACAGCUUUUGUCUGUUUUUGUGACUUUUUUGUAAGGCUAAGUUUAACUAGGAAUUGCAUUGGGGAAACUACCCAAGCUAUCAAAGCCAAGUUACUGAACUGGUGGCUUUGAAAUGCAUACUUUCAGCAACAUGUUAUGAAGGGUUUGUAACUAUUAUUUAUCUGUGAUUUUUUUUUUAAGCACAAACUGUUCUAGUUUCAAAAUAACUUUGUGUGAUUGAAUAGACCAGUCCAGCUGUCUUGUGUUUAUUUUAUAAUUUAUAAUAUGGUUGUAUUCUGUGCAGAGUCUGUUCUUGGCAAAGUGGUUCAAAAGAUAGCCUAGGAAACUGAAACUUAAAGGGAGAAGAAUUGUAGUUACUAGGAAACCUGAAACGUUGCAGAAGUUUCUGCUCUUCUGAUUGGUUAAGAAGUUGAGCGGUACAAGGUUGAAAUCUUGUAUAUUACUCUUCUUUUUUUACUUCGCCAAACCUUUGUUAGGUAUUACAAGUACAGUAGCACCUCGGCUACUUCUGGUUCCGAAAGCGGCAAACCCGGAAGUGUUUCGCUGCUUGCGCAGAAGCGCUCUACCGCUUCAGCGCAUGCACAGAAGUGGUCUGUCAUUGCGCACGCAUGCACAAAAGCGGUCCCUCUGGUUGUGAAAACCUCGGGAUCUGACCGGAGCUCCAGAACGGAUCCCGUCCACAACCAGAGGUACCACUGUAUAGGCCAUCAUAAAACAUCCAUAUAUAAAAAAUUUAAAUAUGUACAAAUAGCCAUGUAAAAUAUAUAAUGACAAGGAUUUUCAUUGGGAUUUCUUCCCACUAAAUAGUGCCAUUCAGCACUCUAAGAGAUACUAUUGGGUAUUGUUACUGGCAGGUCUGUCUUGCCAAAAACUUCCCCCCUCAAUUUUUGUCAUCUGCAUAUGGCUCAUAGGCUGUUGUUUUUAAAGGUGCCAGUGUCAUGGGCUUAAACAGCCUUGUUUUGCUUGGAAGUUCAAAAAGUUUAAUCCUGUCAGCAUAUUUUGUGCUUUACUAAGCAAUAAGGGCACAAUGGAGACAUAUGGUUUCAAGCUUCUUGCUUUGAGGUCAUCUCAGGUCAGCCCAGACACUAGUAGAACUUCACAGGCAUUGCUGGAAAGCUCACACUACUAUAUUUGUUUUGCCAAACCUGGAGAGAAUCAUCGACAUCUUCUCCUGGAGGGACUUGAAGCUGUCUGGAUGCAACACUUCUUAGAAGAUAUUGGACUUUAAGGGGUCCAGACAUCAAUAACAGUGUACACCAGAUUGAAUGGAAAAUGAGACCACUUACUCUACACCACUGACAAUACAAGUUAACAGUAUAUGAGUCAAAAUGCUACAUGAUUGUCAAGACUUCUGUUCCACCAGCAACGUAAGUUUCUAUUCUGACCCAUAUUGGUUGACUACUACUUUUGAUAACUCCAGUAGCUCCACUUCUGAAUUGAUACUAUGCAGCACUAGAAAUUCCCCACAUCUUUGCUUCCCCCCAAUAUUGAUAGAGCCUCCGAGGAACACAUUAUCUGAUCCUCAAAGUAAAGGUGUAGAAAAUCCCAUUUUUCUUCUCAUAAUUGUUUCAAAUGCCUUCUUCAUUGACUAUAUCUGCUUUGGAAGAAUACACUUCACUCAAGGUUAUGGAGGGCAAUCUUUACAUCUAUAGAAAUUUUCCAUGUUGAUGGGUCUGUCAAAGUUCAUAACAUAAGGCAACACAUGGGCUAAUAAUGUAUUGGCAAUAUUUAUGAAACAUUAUCAAUUCUUUCUUAAUUCAUAAACAAAAGCCAUGUAAUUGUCUACUAUUAAUAUUUCUUUCUUUGGCGGGGAUGUCUGUCCAUUCGAAAAUCCUGUAUAUCAUGCAUGGCACUCUGUCUAUGGGGAAGGGGGUGUAAAGUUGAAUGUCGUUCAUUGACAUCUGAUUGUGAUGAAAUGCUUUACUCACUCGUGAACCUAGUGGCAUUCGAAGGAUUAAAUCUAGAGUCAGCCUUUUGUUGAUCAGAUUGUUUCGUGUUGUAACACAGAGGAUUUUCUUUGUCUCAAAGUUCAUAACAUAGCAGUCUACUUCAUGACUAGAAGACAUCUCCUUCCUUGAAUCCUCUAGGUUCUAAUCCAGGAGUAGCUACCAUAGUCUACUGCCUCAGCAGUAAAAUUUCCCUUAGAGUAAGAAAACAAUUCCAUUCCUGUAGUUGCAUCAUGCUUUUUAGCUUUGUUAUCAGAUACUUGGUAUUGUCUUGUCCACCUUUAAUCUUGCCACCAAAGCCAGCUUUGGUUGAUCUAGUUUUGACACUGCUCACCACUCUUCCACCAGUGUCAACUGCUCUAUCACUCUUGGAGAAGAAUCAUAGAAUUAUAGAGUUGGAAGGUCAUCUAGUCCAACGCCCUGCAAUGCAGGAAUCUCAGCUGAAGCAUCCCUGACAGAUGACCACCCAACCUCUGCUUACAAACCUCCAGUGAAGGAGAGUCCACAACCUCCCAAGGGAAUCUGUGCUGUUUGCUGGUGCUGCCGGUUUUCCACCAAGGCAAUUUUAUAGUCAACAUGGAUUCUCUGCCUCUGCAAUCACAUUCAGUAGACUUUUAAUUGCCCUUGUCUCUCUUUUCUGUGUUGUUAAAGAUAUCACCUCUGGUUGCACCAGUCUGCAUCAGUCCAUGAUGACACAAUACCAGCUUUUUUUUGUUUCUUUUGUUUAUUCUGCGCAUAUUCCAUGGUCUACAGAUGAUGGCAAUAAUUCUAGAAGUGAUAACUCCUCUUCAGGCUCAGGGUCCAAUGCUGAUCAUCCUGUGCUAUCAUCUUGGAAUGAACAAUCAGAAUUUCCUUAAUGUUAUAUUGGUAGUGGUACAAUUCCUUUAUUAUAGGAAACAUUUAAGAGGAUAGGAGGACAAUAUGGAGUGAAGCCAAACUGCUUUGUUAGCAGCUUUGAAGUGACUUCCCCAGGUAGUGAGCCUGGCAGUGUGUAUUGAGGUCUUGGGCUGCAGAGAUGACAAAACCCUCUCUUAGCCUCACUGAUGUGGUCCAAAGAAAAGCAGAGCAAUACAUUUGGCACUAGCUUGGCUGUAGAAGUUGCCGAAAGUAAGCAUACAAGGCACCAUCCAAUCAUCGUAAGGCCAAAUAAACUCUGGAUUUGUGUAGCCCUUCUCCCAAAAAUAUCCUGCAAGGCAGUGGAGGCUUAGGACCAGAGUUUUCACUUCCCUCUUCAGCACAUGCAAGGAACUACCUUCUUGACAGUUGGACCCACUAUUGAUCUUAUUCGCUCAAUCUGCUGUAGCCUGUCUUCGUAUGCAGGGGAAGUCCCUAACUCACUGAGGGUUUUAGACCCAUCAGCUACCCUCACCUGGUUUAACUGGCCAGCUGAAGUCGUUUCUGGGGUGUGACCAUUGUCACAUGCUGACAGCUUCUAGGAGCCACAGGUAAGAGCUGAGUGCAGGGUAGGGACCAAAGGUGGACAAACUACCCCAGAAGAAGCACGACGUGCCCCCCACCAAAGCUUCUACCCCUCCCUUAGCACCCCAUACACCCCUACUUCGUUGUAAGAGUGGUUAACAUUUUGCAGCCUCAGCACCACAUUCAGUGUUGUCAAAACCCUUAGAGGACUGCAUGCCAAUAGUGGGUGUGCCCAUCCCACACUUUCUUGUGUAUACACACACAGCAGACAGACAACACCCACCCACCCAAGGUUAGGGGAUGGACAGGCCUAACACUCAAGGCCUGUGAAUGGAAAGUGUCAUUGUCCAGGAUAUGGUGUAGCUCAUUGACGUGCUGGAAAGAUUUUUAGCUGGGUGCUUUGGUGUCUAGUCAUGUUCUGUGUCUCCUUCGGUUAUUCCUGGAUACUAGUCUGUGUUUAAGGUCAUUUGGUGAAGUGUUGUAGACUAAAAUACCUGAAAUAAAUCCUUAAGUUGCUCGUCUCUGAGCUGGAACAGAUGCAGUUAUAUUGUAGGGUUGUAAUUCAUUUUUCACUAUAGCACUAUACUUGUUGAUGGUGCUGUAUUUCCUGGUUUUCUUUUUACAAAUAAAUAAAUGAAAAUCUUAAUUUAUACUCUUCAAUGCUUCUUCUGUUUCUUUGUGCUGAAUAUUAGAAAUAAAUGUGUUCAGUUAAAUAAACCUUGUCUGCAGGUAUUGCCUUGGUGUGCCCUGCUCUUUGGCAGUUCCUCAACUCUUAUAUGUUUGAUGCUCAAGCAAUAGGACAAGAACCGCAUGAAUUUGAAAAUAAUCUCAUUAAAGAAAGAAAAAUAAAUCAUUCUGUAUUAGUGCUCUGAUGUUUAUUUGAUUGAUCUAAUCAGUUAAAGACAGAUUAAAAAGGUAUACCCAGUUAAUUAGACUGCAAACCUCUUCUCUCUCCCCGCCUCCCCAUACCGGCACUUGUAAACAUAUAGGUUGUAAGUACAGCCGUACCUUGGUUGACGAAUGCCUUGCGACUCUAACAUUUUUACUCCCGAAUGCCGCAAACGUGGAAGUGAGUGUUCUGGUUUGCGAACGUUCUUUGGAACCCGAACAUCCAACACGGCUUAGGCGGCAUCCAAUUGGCUGCAGGAGGUUCCUGUAGCCAAUCGGAAGCCAUGCCUUGGUUUCCCAACGUUUUGGAAGUCAAACGGACUUCCGGAACAGAUUCCGUUUGACUUCCGAGGUACGACUGUAUACUCUUAAGAGGCACUCCCCUUUUCUCCCUCCUCUUAGUGAAUGUUUGUUCUAAGAACCUUCUACAAUGUACACAUAUAUUCUCUAAACAAAGUGUGGUUUUGGCUUUAUUUUUCCCUAUAUAUGUUUUAAAAUACAAACUUGCAUUUAUUUUUAAAUAAAUUAAUCAAAGUGAAAUAGAAGAGGCAGAAUGUACCAUAACCUUUGACUGUUGAUUAAUAACUAUGUUCACUAAUUAUGACUUCAAAACAAUGUUUUUUUACUUCAUAAAUAUUUAUUUUAUAUGCAAAUUUAACUGAUAAUCAUCCAAAAGUAUAUGAGUGAUCAAGUAGUGUACCUUUAAAUGAGUCCCAGUUAAGGAAUAUUGAUUGGAACAGACCAUACUGGGCAAAUAGUAUAGGAGGAAGUACAAGAUAAAAGUACCUGUGCUUGCACGUGCUGCAGAGGUUUCUUGGCAAACUGAAAGGAAGCAAGUAAAGUGAGGGGAGGUAAACUCAUGUAAUUGUGUAGUACACAAAUGUUGAGCAAGAAUAACUCACUUGAUUGGAUUUACUUAACAGACUUGUUCAAGAAGCUAAAUAUAUAAUAAAAUGUAUAGUGCAAAGUUUAUUACCAGGCACCCAACAUUUGUGAGGCAUUAGGAAUAGCAGAUAAACCAGCACACAUGAGCACAGAUGCAAGUUCAUUUCAGAAUGCAAUGCAAAGUCCUUUGGGUUAAAAAAGAAGCUGGAACAUGGCAUAGUCCUGUGAUGCAUUUUAUUGUAUGGUCUUUUUUGUACUGGGCUUUCUGCCAGAAAGGAAUCCCAGUGAUCAAUUCAUGAACUCAUUAAAGCUUAGACAGUUGAAGUGAUGUUACUGUAAUAAGUUCUUGAGAUAGGGCAGUCUGUAGAUUUAAAGAUACCCACUCAUCAAAGGAAACAUUUUCCUUUUCCUAACCUCAUAUUUUCUCCCUAUACAGUGGUACCCCGCAAGACGAACGCCUCGCAAGACGGAAAACCCGCUAGACGAAAGGGUUUUCCGUUUUGGAGGCGCUCAUAAACGCAAUUUCCUAUGGGCUUGCUUCGCAAGACGACAGCCCAUAGGGAAAUCUCAGGGACAGCGGGGAAGCGCAGCGCGUCUUCCCCACUGUCCUCGGACCUCCUCCGAAGCCUGGCGGCGGGGCGGGGACACCUCCUCCCGCCGCCGCCGGGCUCGGAAGGCUCCUCCGAAGCCGGGCGGGGGGAGGGAACACCUGCCGCCGCCGCCCGGCUCGGAACGGUGCUCCGGGCCGGGCGGGGGAGGGAACACCUGCCGCCGCCGCCCGGCUCGGGAACGGUGCUCCGAGCCGGGCGGUGGGGAGGAAGACCUCCCGCCGCCCGGCUCGGAACGGUGCUCCGGGCCGGGCGGGGGGAGGGAACACCUGCCGCCGCCGCCCGGCUCGGAACGGUGCUCCGAGCCGGGCGGGGGAGGGAAGACCUCCGCCGCCGCCCGGCUCGGAACGGUGCUCCGAGCCGGGCGGGGGAGGGAAGACCUUCUGAAGGCGGGCGGGGGCGAAAGUCUUGCUCCCCUGCCUGCCUGUCCCGGAGGGCUUUUGAAGGCGGGGAGCAAGACUCGCCCCCGCCCGCCUUCAGAAGAGGUCCAGGACCUCUUCUGAAGGCUGGCGGGGGCAAAGUCUUUGUCCCCCUGCCUGCCUUCCCAGGGGCUUUUAAUUGCCCCGGACAGCGGAGAAGUCCUCCGCUGUCCCGGGGUGAUUUUAAAUGCCGCCCGCCAGCAUUUUAAGAUCGCCCGGACAGCGGAGAAGUCCUCCGCUGUCCCGGGUUUUUAAAAUGCUGGGGGUGGGAAGAAAGCCCUUGCUCCCCCAGCCUUCAGAAGAGGUCCGGGGACAGACUGUCCCCGGACCUGGUCUGAAGGCGGUUUCCUAGGAACGCAUUAACUGAUUUUCAAUGCAUUCCUAUGGGAAACCGUGCAUCGCAAGACGAAAAACUCGCAAGACGAAGAGACUUGCGGAACGAAUUAAUUUCGUCUUGCGAGGCACCACUGUAUACUGUAGUCAAUGAGUACCUUGUUUUGGAGUUUUCUUGUUGCUCUGGAUACUUUUGGUCUUGCCAAGGAAGGCUUGGGGUUAGUGUGACUCUGACCCCUGUCCUCAGUAAGUAAAAGAACAUUGUGUGCCACAAGUAGGCUAUUGAAGUGACAUCCUCUCACCAAGUUAGUGCCAGAAGAAUGCAUAGGUAGAAAACAGCUUGUUAGCUCUUUGCGGUUUCAUUUUCAGAUUCCACUUUGAAACCUGCAGCGUAGAGCAGGGGUGGGUAUCUAGUGUAUUUCAGCUAAACCCUUACCGUUGCCUGUCUUUCAGAGGUCACUGCAUGUUGGAGGAUAUACUUCACUGUUCUCUCUAGAACAGAGGUAAACCCAUUUCUGUUGAUCCCAUGGAGAGAUAGGAGAGAUUGAGUCUAGAAUCUCUGGUUUUCCCAUGUGUUCUCUUUCAACUCCUGUCUCUUGACAUGAGACAUCAUAGUCUUUAAAGAGCUGAAAGUGGCUUGAGAGAGAACUCUAGCUGCAUUUGCAUGUAACAGUAAGGCAUGAACUCUGCUGAUGCACACAUCCUGAAUGCUGCUUCACUCCUCCCCUGUGUGAAUGGCUAAACAAACCAGAAUUGAUAUAGCUCAAUGUUGGAUCUGAACUGAGAUUACGGAUCACCUUAACAUAUGAUUUGCUGUUGGCUUACCACUCCUGGUUUGUUGGGGCAGGGUGAACCACAAUCCAGGGUUCAAAUGCAACAUGAUGGUUUGUUAACUCAUUUGUUUCAUGGUUUGAUAACUCAUUCAUGCUAGGGGUGGAGCAAAGUGAGAGUGAUCAGUCUGUGUGCACUAACAUGCAUUUGUGUGCACUAUGGUUUAUUAAGCCAGGGCUUGUGCACAUGUGGCCAUUGAUUCCCAUGAUGUGUGUACACAUUUAUUUUAUCCCACCACUGCCUCUACUCAGACGUUAUUGGGCAAGUUUUGGAAACAAUUGAAAAGCACAGUGUCUGUUAACCCAAGGUGAAAGCGGGACAUAGAUGCAGUGAUCCCUCUUUGGAAUUUCUUUCAGCUUUCUCAAAAAACUAGUGUCUGUCUCCAACAUUUGAUUGACCAACCCAAUAAAAAAUUAAGGGGUGGCUAUUUGAGGAUAAUGGAGCAUGUAAACAAGACUGAGACUCCAACCGUAGCUGUAGAACUGUGGAACAAUGUGCAUAUUGUAGUUUAAAGAGGAUAAAAAAUAAUAAGCCAGUUGUGCAAUAACAUAUCAAAGCCAAAUUGAAAUACAGAAUUUUAAUACCAACAGGUACUUUUAAAAGUACACUGUGUUCUAGGGAUAUGUCUAAAAGAUUAACCACCUGACCCUAAGUAUAGCUACUUAGAAGUAACUAUUGUUAAUUAGGACUACUUUGGCCUAUUUUUUCAGUUGUGUGUAAAUAAAAUAGGAGGGGAGGGGGGCAAAAACCAAGAAAGGUUGAGUCCUAGGGGCCAAAUUAAUCUCUGAUUUUGAUUAGAGCAGUGAUACUGGAGAAAGGGGGCAUUUAAUUCUAACGACUCUGAAACUCUUGUUUGAUCAUAGUGAGGAGAAAUACAGUAGCUGUCACCUAUAUUUUCCUUCCUGUAGAGCAAACAGAAACUGUGGUGGGGGAUAAAGGAAAACACAUGGGGGUGGAGGAACACACCCUGAUGCUGGUGCUCGAAUAUAAAGCAGGCCAGGAAAGGGCUCUCAUUCUUGCAGAGUGGGAGCACAAUAGGAGAACCAUUAAUGGAUCUCCCACAUCCUUUGUCAUUAUGCUUUCAAGCCAGUGUCAAACGCGAAUUUGAUACAUUUGAAUUCCCUAGUGCAUUUUAGCAAGUGUCUUAAUCAAAAGAAGAGCUGCUGGAUCAGGCCAAUGGCCCAUCUAGCCCAGCAUCCUAUUCUCAGAGCAACAAACCAUAUUCCUGUGGGGAAACCUACUAGUAGCUGCUGAUAGCCUUGUCCUCUAUGAAUUUGUCUAAUCUUUUAAAGCCUUCCAAGUUGGAUGGCCACCAGUGCCUCUUGUGGCAGCAGGUUAGUAGUAGUAGUAGUACAGUGGUGCCCCGCAAGACGAAUGCCUCGCAAGACGGAAAAACCGCUAGACGAAAGGGUUUUCCGUUUUGAAGUUGCUUCGCAGGACGAAUUCCUCUAUGGGCUUGCUUCGCAAGACGAAAAUACCUUGCGAGUCUUGAGAUUUUUUUUUCGCUUUUCCCCUUUAUCUAAUCUGCUAAGCCUUUAAUAGCCUUUAAUAGCCUUUUAGCAGCUAAUCCCCUAAGCCUUUAAGCCUUUAAUAGCCGCUAAACAGCUGAUAGCGCUAAUAGCGCUAAUCCGUCAAUGGGCUUGCUUCGCAAGACGAAAAAACCGCUAGACGAAGACUCUUGCGGAACGGAUUAAUUUCGUCUUGCGAGGCACCACUGUAAUACCCUGCGAAUAGCUUUUCUCCUCCACAAUCAGUUUAAAAAGCUCAGACAUGCUGUCUAGCAAACAAUUUUAGUGAGAGAUUCUGGACAAUUUUUUUAGCCAAUGAAAUAAAAUGUCAAAGCAUAUGUAUAUUUAUUUGGGGAAGGCAACAAAUCAGAUUUGCAAAAAAAAAAAAAUCUAAUUUGACUAGUUAUGGUUUAACUGCCUGAGCAGUUUUGGGUUUCACAACCUGUGCAGAGUUGCUUGCACAAAAGUUAGAGAGCAUCUUUGAUGAUAUUGGAAACAAGGCAACUUGGGGGUUAGACAUUUUGCUGUUCCAUAUCAUCAAGUUUGCCCUUGAGUCACAGGAAUAGCAGGGCUGGGGAAUCAUUGGUUUUCCAGAUGUUGCUGAACUACAACUCCCAUCAACUCUGGCAAGCAUGAUCAGUGGCCAUGGACAAUGAAAGUUACAGUUCAGCAACAUAUGCAGGGCCAUUGCGUGUGUCAGUGGUUGUGCUUAAGCCCGUUCUGCCCCUGCCCUGUUCCGGGGCCUUCCGGGGCCAAAAGCACCACACAUGUUGGUGGUCGCAUGUCAAUUGGAUGUGCACAAAAUGUCCACUGCCUGUACAAAGUAUAUAAUCCAAGCAAUGGCUCCUAAUUUUCCUUGUUUCCUUUCACUCAAGUCACUAGUUAUGGUGUCCUGUGGUUUCCACAAUUUGAAGUGCUGAGCAAGUGUGAAAUCUUGGUAUCUGCUACUUACAAAGCAGGUGACUAGCCUUUAUGGUUGCAGAGAGGCUUAAGGAGGCCUGGCAGAGUCUGAUGCAAAAGAAAAACCAGAAGCCAGAAUGAACUGAGUUUCAUAGCUAUAAAGUGGAUGGGACUUCAUUCCUUUGUCCAGUAAUGGCUGCUAAUUUGAGACCCUCUUAUCCCUCCUAAUCAAACCUUUUUCGUUAACCCUUCUCUUAGCCUGUACCAUUAUUUUUUUUGUUGUUGGAAAAAUUAUAAAUGUCUGUAUCAUGUGAGCACACUAAUUUGAAUAUGAUUGUAGAAUUUGGAUUGUUUUGGUGCAGAAUUUGGAAGAGUGGGGAAAUGCAGAAUAGAUGCAGCCUUGUUUAAAGUGCAUCAGUGUAAUUGAAACCCCAAAGCUCAGUGUCUUACUUGGUUGGCAACUAAUUUUAGAAAGGAGCUGUAUUUUUGAAUUAGACAACAGCUGAAGGGUUGACAACAUUGUCUCUGUACACUAACACUUGCUGCACAGUCAGAGAUGCAGGCAAAGGAUGCUACACCCUUUUCCCCCUCUCUGAGUGUGACUUGGGCAGAGUUUUCUCCUUAUUCUGCAUACAACUGUUGAAACAUGGGCAGGUAUCUCUUUCCCAUGCCCUGCCUAGUGAAGAGUUUUUGCAGAGCUUCCCCCCACCCUCCAUUCUUAUGCACUUCAGCUGCUUUGCUUUGAGUGGCAAAGCACAUGAUCAGCAACCCCUUGUGAUGUAUCAGUUUCUGGGCUAUAUACAAUGUCAGAUUGUAGGGUCAGGACUGAAUGCUUCCCCACAUUAAAAAAAUAAAUAAAUUACAUGCACAAAAAUGAGGCUCAUAGGGUCAUGGGUUCAAAGCCCAUGCUGGGCAAAAAAAAUCCUGCUUUGCAGAGAGUUGACUAGAUGACCUUGUGGUCCCUUCCAACUCUACAAUUCUAUGAAACAAGCCCCCUCAAAGCUAGUACACAUACAAAACUAACGUGUCAGGCAGAAGUAUUUAGUCCCCUUGCCUUUUCCCUCACAUGCUAGUUAAGAGUGUGCAGGGAGUUUUUGUUCAAUAUUUAGUUCCUGCUCUGCACUAGUACAGUCAAACAGUUAAUAUAACAUGAUUAGUUAUGAGCAGCUUCAGUGCAUAAGCCCUCUGCUUGUGUUUCCAGUUCACACAGAAGAAACCAGUUAAGGUGUAUGAUUAGGGGGAUUAGGACCAGGGACUAUAAAUGGGGAAGCCUGAUGGCUGUCAAGUGGCGCUUGAUGAAUGUGUUCUUGAUAUGAGUUCAGAAUGUUCUUGAGUCCUGGCUGCUGACUACUUGAAGUUUGAUUCAACUAUGAUUGCAAUCUGUUGAGGGACACAGGCACAAGUAGCAUUAUUUUGCCUUCCCACUCUUUCUCCCUGCCUUUAAAUCUCAUUCAUAAUGCCACACUGUUGAAACUGGCAGAAAAGCUUGCUCUCUUCUAGAUUUGGAAUAUUACUGAAAUCUUAAAGAAUUUUUUGGACAUCAGCUAAGUCACUCUUUGGCUAUAGUUUAGUAAGCUGGUGAUUUUUAGACCUUGCAUAUGAAGCUUUUCUCACGUUCCCUUUUUUAAGCCAUGCUGAUUCUUAUGGGAAGCUUUCUUCCGAUAUGUGUUUUGAGUGUGGAUUCUUUUAUUAGGUGGAGAAACAGGUCAGAAUAGUAUGAAAAACCAAGGCCUUCCAAGACAUUUUCCAACUUCAACUUGUGUUGCCAGGCUCUUGAAAUUUUCUCCAAAUGAGUUAUGACUGGCAUUCCCCACGACUGAGAGUAUAAUGGAGUGCUUUGAGAGAGCCUUGUGCUCUGUUCAGAAUGUUACUCAGCCUUCUAAAUGAGUGGAAUGCAAGUCCUAGUAAGCUAAUGUGUUCACCUCACCUAAGCUGCUCAAAAAUUUCAUUUUUUGCAAAUGAAAUUUGUCAUUUUUUACACAUAUAUUCAUGGUGUCAGACAAGGAAGCUUGUCUAUUACUAGCCUUUCUCUCCUCAUUCAAUUUUUUGUGAAGUUCCAGAAAAAUUGAACAUUGUGUCCCCUGUAUAUGGUUUUAUAUACAAAAUAUGGUUGAAAGAACUCAGAAGAAACUUAAUGGUGGAGAGUCGACAUUCAUUUUUAUUUGCAUCUUUAUGUUCAGAUUUUUAAAAAAUCUCUGUAUAAAGGCUGAGUGCCAUUGCAUUGCACUUUUCAAUUACCAGAGUGCUCAUACAUGCUAUGCAUUUUUCAGAGUUCCAAACAAUAAAGCUGCCCUUUUUUCCUGCAGCAAAAGUGAGUAUUCUGUUUCUCCAGGGGUGCUGUGCAGCUUGUUAACAAGAGAGCAUGAAUAUUACUCCACCCUGAAAGUAAAGCUCUUGCUGUCCAUAACAUGAGGGUAGGAUGUUAGCACUACAUGGGGUAUUGUGAGAGCCUUCUGCUAAAGGGAGAAAUUUGGAGUUUUGAAUGUGUUCGAAAAUUUUAUAGAUGCUCUACAAAGUUGUUGUUUUUUUUAAGUCCUAGUGGGUUUAUAGUCUAACAGACACAAUACAAAAGUCAAUGGCUGGGGAGGGUACAGGGAGGGAGCUAAUUCAAGCAUUAAUUAUACAUAAAAGAGUAUUUUAGUACCCUUAACGAAGUGGGUAUCAGAAAGCUUGUGUGCAGGAUAUUGACUAUAGUUGUUUCUGCAUCUGAUGAUCUUGAUCCUGAUAGUUCUGGGGUUUUUCAUAAGGCCCAGGCAUUGAGGCUGCUGGAGUCAUGAGUCCUCAGACAGAAUUAAAAGCAUUUUUUUCUGGGCAGUAUAUUACAGCAGCACCAGAGUAGGAUCUUCUGUUGUGGUCUGUUUGGAGAUAGGAAUGGGAUGUGGCUGCUUGGAAAAUCAAGACAUAGCGGUUGGAGGACUGGACUUUUGGCAAUAGUUUAUGCCAGCAAUGACUUGCUUUUUUACUUGGUAGCCUGCAUGGAACUACUGAUUUUUAUAUUAAUUAGUUUAUUAAACUUAUUAGUCACUUGUCACCCAACUGUCUCCAAGGGACUUUCAAUAAAGAAAAAUAUAUGCAAAUACGUAAUUUCAUUCUCUGCUUCUUACCAGACCUAAAUGGAUCAGAAUAUCAGGCUAGAAUAACUCUUAAAUGGGCAAUUACAUCUUUCCUAACUGCCUCAGCCUUUGUGCUAGCACAGGGCAGCCCAACUUUUCAUACCAAGUGGGCUGCAAGAGUACUUUGACACACUGCUUUGUCGUGUGGGGGCAGAGAACGAGGCCAAAAUUUGGUGCUUCCCCAUGUCUUCCCACUGGCUUCCCAAGCCAGCUAAGUGAGGUGCUGAGUUUGGGGAAGGAGGCAUGAGGCUCUUGCAGGAUCCUAGAUCCCUCCAACCUCCUUCCCAAAGCUGGGAAAGCACUAACUAUGCUUUGGUAAGGAGGAUGGAAGACCCUAGGACCCUGUCAGAGUCCUCAACCCUGCUUUGGAGUGGGGGUAUAUCAAAUGUUGCUGAGGGCCACAAAAAAGCCUUGAGGGCCACACAUCGGACCACCCUGUGCUAGCAGCACAGAACAUUGGAUGGCAGGAGUUGAGACUUGCUCUGCCCAGCUGUUACUGGAGAAACCAAUCCAUGAAGUGCCUGGUUCAGGUGAUGUAGGAUCCAAAGUGUUUUGACUUCGAGAUCUUAUUUUAGACCCAGUUCAUGUGGCCCAGAUAAUGUUGGCUGGAGGUGGGGGGUUCUGCUCAAACAAGUUGGGAUCCAGCCCAAGUCAAUGCCUCAUAGGAACUUUAUGAGUGCAUAACACAACGCUUGUACAGCUCCCAUUUAUUUUGGCGAAUGUACAGGAAAAGAAAAUGGCUCUUUGUCUUGUUUGCAGAGCAUUCAUUCUGCAUGCUGUUUUCUGUCAUGUCUGCAGACCCAAGGCAGGGAUGUCUUUGUAUAGCUUGAUCAAGGAGGGGGUUCAAACUGCACUGGCAGGUGGCUUUUCAUAACACGUGUGUGGGAAGCUGUUCGUCCUGAGAGCAUCUCCUACACCCAUCUUCCCUAGGCAUGUUCAGGUGAUACCAGUGCCCAGGGGAGGUCUCAGCAGCUCCAAAUGGUUCACAGACAGAGAAAAUCAUUUUUACCAUAGUACACUUGGCUGGGUGGGUUUGGAAAUUGUGCUUUUCCACCUCUUUUUGUCGUUUCCUCCUUUCCCCAUUAUAAAAAAAAUGGUGCAGCUUGGAUUCUUAGAAUAGAUGCAGCCAGUAUUCCCUUGCAUUCUUCAUCAUUUGUAAUCUUAUGAAGGAUUUGAAAUUGGUAGAGCAUAUUCUUCUGCAUGUUUUUUUUUCUUUUUUACUGUUCUGGACUGCUGGACAUGUCAAUGGAAAAUCCUCUGUAAGACAUCUGGAAUACACCAGGAUCCAUAAGCUUUUGGGGAUAAAAUAUGUUGAUUGUUCCCCCUCUUCUGCAGAGGUUUGAGAGUUUUCUGCAGAGGUUUCUGACUUUGCGAGUCCCAACCUAAGCAUAUAGUGAUCUGUCCAUGGCAUUAAAUCAAAGCAGAUUCUCCUGCCCACAAAUAUUCUUUCAGUUAUAAAAGUCAGAUUGAAAUUGUAUCUGUUUUUGUUGUUACAGCACCCAAUUACCAUGCAUAGUUUAUCAGUAAAACUAUGAAUUAGAAAAUUAGAAGUUUGGUUUUAAAUCUUUGUGAUUAAAAUCUAAAGCAGUGGUUUUAUUUGCCUUGUGUUGACUACUUGUUAUAGAACGCAGUGCUGUCGCCCAGCAACCUUGACUUUUUAGGCUCUUCGCUUCACAGAAGACUUUUCUUUGGCAAUUUUAAAGCCUACCCUAGGCAUGUGUGUCUGCUGUCUUCAGGGCUGAGGAUAAGCAAGUGUUGAUUUUGCUUUGUCGUAGUGUUUGAGAACCCUUUGUUGUCCUAGCAGAGAAGAAAUAGUUAAGGUUGUGUGUAACGUGUAUUUCUUAAACUGGAACUUCUUAUACAGAAACCGAGUUUUCACCAAGCAAACACAUUGUGGAAUUGAAUCAUGGCUUGGACCUGAGAUGUUUAGAGUCCAUAUCCUGAGGCAUAACCUUCCAUAUUGAGGAGUCUUGUACAUACGGUAAUAACGAAAGAGCAGUCUGCUGCUGCAGCAGCAGCAGUAACAACAACAAUCUGACUGGGUUGCCCCAGCCAGUCUGGGUGGAUAAUAAUAUCCAGAAACAGGGAAUAGGGAUGGUGGAUAGGGCAUGCCUAAAUUUAGUAAAACCUGGAAAUGGUUCUUAGUAGAAGUCUAAAUGAACCAUCUUGGUGAAGCAUAAAGCACUUAUUUAUAAUUUAUUAUUAGCAGCAAAAAAAAAAUUUGCUGAACAGCAAAAUCUAAAGGUUCACUUUAUAUGUAAGAACAAUUGAGGGAUUUGAAUGUAGCUGAAAUGAAUACUCUGACAAAUCUGCUAUAUAAUUUAGAAGGGAAGAUCAAUUGCGAUCUUGUGUAGAGAUUGCUAUCCUGUCUGAACAAAAUCCCAGGAUGAUUUACAAAUAGAUGGGCAUUCUUCAUCACAUUUGGGAAACCUUGAUGUUGAUGCCUUCCUUUUUGACUUGUAAUGAUGUGAUUGAUGUUGGCAGCUACCUUUUAAUAUUUGUCAUGAAGUUUAUCUAUUACAGCCACAUGCAUAUAAGUCCUGUCCCAACUUUUUGUCUAUUUGUUUUGUAUGGUUGUUUCUAAGCAUUUUGUUUGUGGUCGUUGCAGAUAAGACCUAUUAAGCACUGCUAUGCUCGUAUUCAUACUUUAUUUAUUUACUUACUGCUAUUUCAUUCCUAACCUUGCAAGUACAUGCAGAAAAUACUACAAAAGUUGUGUGAUGCAUUCUAGAUUUUUGUGAUUUGUGUUUUUGUUUGAUUUUUCUAAAUUAUUCCAAGUUACAUAUAUUUUAUUACAGUAGCUAGUGUUAGAAAAACCCAUUUGCAUCAACACAAUCAAAGGAAGUUGGCUUGGUAUAAAAGGCUAACAAUUGUAAAUGUGAAACAGAAAUAUAUGUGGGCUGAAGAAUUGCAUGAAAACGAAGAAAUAAAAAUAACUGGUUCAUUUUUAAGAUAAUGCAUCAACAAUAGUAGAAACCCCUAGACUGAUCAGCUGUGAUGAUGUGAUGUAAUGAGAUGCUUAGUAACAUGCUAUUUGUUGAAAGAUGUUAUGAAGCGAUGCUAUUCCAAAAUGUUGUCAGUUUGCAAUAGGGGUUCUCUUAUAGUGAUUACUUUGGGAAGCACACUACUUAAAUAAUUUGUUUCCAAAUUAUGUGUAUAUUCCACUGUAUGUAUUGCAGAGAGACAUCAUCAUCUUGUAUUGUUUGACCCAUACCUUAAGAUCUAGAAGGGCUUCCUUGCUUUAGUGCCUGCCAGUAAAGGCAAUUAGACUGAUGAGGGUUGAUUGGACCUUCUGAUGGUGGUUCUGAAGUUAUGGAGAACAAAUACAAAGAGCCUGAAGGCACCAUUUCUCUCAGUAUUUAAGAAGGCUUUAAAAGCCUAUAUUUUUUCAAAAGCUUUUGAUUAGGGUGGGUAUGCCUAAUUUAUUUUAUCCUGAUUUUGAUAAUUUUAAUAUUUAUUACAGUCAUACCUCGGGUUACAGACGCUUCAGGUUGCGUUUUUUCAGGUUACGGACCUGCCAAAACCCGGAAGUACCAGAACAGGUUACUUCUGGGUUUUGGCGGUCGCACAUGCGCAGAAGCACCGAAUUGCAACCUGCGCAGACGCCCCGCUGCGGGUUGUGAACGUGCAUCCUGCAUGGAUCACAUUCGCAACCCAAGCAUCUACUGUACUGACUGUGUUAAAAGGUUGCAUGAAAUGGAUUUGUAUUUUAAAAUAUUGUAAGCCACUUUAUUGAGGAUUUUCUCAAAAAGCUGAGUAUAAAUUCAUUAAAUUAAAUUCAAGCUGGGGUGGAGUAUAUUAUAGAUGGGAAAGGGAAGAGUUCAUACCUUUCCGUUAAACUGGUUUCGAAAGACUAAUGUCAGUAGUGCUGUUGAAAAAUCUUCAUAAAAGAGAAGCCUUUGAUUAUUUGUUGUGAGCAUGGCAAGCCAGCAAAAGAAGCAGCUUUUUAUCACACAUAUUUAACUGUCUAUAAAAUUCAUUAUUGGAGUUCCCUUCUUUAAAACCAAAACCCCAGCUGAAGAGGGAGAAAUACAUAUUUUGCAUUAUUGGAAGUAAUUUAGCCUUCUUUCACCUCCUCUUUCUUUAAUUGAACUGCAGGGGUAAUUUUAAAAAACAACAAAAAACCACCAGUAUUUGCUUUGUUUUUGUUUUUAAAUUGUGGAUCUGUUUGUCAACUUGGGCUCCUUUGGGAGGAAGGGCAAGAUAUAAAUUCAGUAAAUAAAUAAAGCAUUCUGCUGAUCACAGAGUGGCCAAAUAUUGGCCUGCACCAGCACCUCCACCCUUCCUUGUAUCCUUAAUCUAAUUCUACUCAUUUAGUUAGUUUUGUUUGUUUGUUUGUUUGUUUGUUUGAUAUACCACCCUUUUUUAUAAGAUCCCAGGGCGGUUCACAGAAUAAAAUACAGGAUAAAAACAUGAAAAUAAAUAAAACAAAACAGCAGCACAAUACUUCCCUCCCAUAGACACAUUUUAAAUGCUGUAGAAUAUUAAUAAGCCAAAGGCCUUUUUGAAGAGGGUUGUUUUUACUGGGCACCUAAAAAUAUAUAAUGAAGGUGCCAGGCGAACCUCCCUGGGGAGAACAUUCCACAAAGGGAAGCCACUGCAAAAAAGGCCUGUUCUCGUGUUGCCCCCCUCCAGACCUCAAAUGGAGGAGGCGCACAAAGAAGGGCCUCCAAUGAUGAACGCCGUGUCUGGGACCGGUUUCUAUGGGGAGAGACGGUACUUAAGGUAUUGCGGUCCUGAACCAUUUAAGGAUUUAUAGGUCAAAACCAGCACUUUCAAUCGGGCCCAGAAACUAAUUGGCAGCCAAUGCAGUCGGUGCAAUAUGCUCAGAUUGUCUUGUCACUGUGAGCAACCUGGCUGCUGCACUGUGAACUAGCUGAAACUUUUGAACCAUCUUCAGAGGCAGCCCUACUUAUAAUGUGUUGCAGUAAUCCAACCUAGAGGUUACCAGAGCAUAGAUAACAGAAGUUAGGCUAUCCAGGUCCAGAUAGGGAUGCAGCUGGGCCACCAGCCGAAGCUGAUGGAAGGCUCUCUGAACCACUGAGGCCACCUGUUCCUCAAGAGACAGCAGAGGAUCCAGGAGUACCCCCAAGCUAUAUACCUGCUCCUUCAGAGGGAAUGUAACCCCAUCUAGAGCAGGCAACCUCCCUGCCAUCUGGUCUGAGGAACCACCCACCAACAGUACUUCAAUCUUAUCUGGGUUAAGCUUCAAUUGUUGGCUCUCAUCCAGUCCCUUACCAAGGCAAGACAUCAGUUCAGCACAUCCGCUGCUUUACCCGCAGAUGUAAGGAGUAAUAGAGUUGUGUGUCAUCAACAUAUUGCUGACAGCCCACUGGGGUCUGGAUGACCUCACUCAGCAUUUUCAUGUAAAUGUUAAAUAGCAUCGGGGAUAAAAUUGAGCCCUGAGAAACUCCACACUGAAGGCUUCACAGAGUUGAAAAGCACUCCCCAAGUAUUACCCUCUGGGAGCGACCAUCCAAGAAGGACUGAAACUAUGCAGUGGUUGUGUACUUAACAGUACAAUAGACAACUGUACAGUAUUUUGUUUUAACAUCCAUUAUUAUAGCAUCCCAUUUAAAUAUACUAAAUAUAUUACAAGUAGAUGAAUGGUUUAAUAAAUAAGCUAUGGAUUGGUUUGUAAGUGAAAGGGACUGCAUGAAAGCACAGAGAAAAUAAACAUGUUCAGAUGUGUUCCUUAUAGUUUACUUCCAAAGAAUUAUUCCCAGAGAGUUGGGACUUAGCACUUAAAUAAAACAGCUCACUUACCUAUAAUCUUUUCCUGUUUUUUCCCCUGCUUAGGAAUGACCUAGAGGCCUUAAAUACAUUUCUGCAUCCUUUGGGCUCUACAAUCGAGAGAAGCUCCCUGAAAGCACUACUCAUUAAUGUUAAAAGGAAACUACCUCAGCACACGGAAGGAAAGGUGGAAAGACUUGCAAUAAAAACAAAACAGUUUUUCUGAAUAAUGUGUACUUGCAAAGUCUCCAGGAAACAAAUUUCCAUAUUUUUUUUCAGUAUUAAGAUGGGAAACUCAAACGGAUUUGACUGACGGGCUCUGUCAAACGAAGAAGCUGUUAGAUCUGCUGAUGUGAAGGCUCAGUGGUUCUUCAAAGAAAGACGUCUCUGUUAACAAUCACUGUUGAACAGUGAUUUUGCUCAUCCCCUCCUAAUACUAUUUGAAGCAGUUUCUAACUAUUAUAUUACUUUGGAAAAAAUUAAGUUCCUUCAGUGUAAAUUAAUGUUAACGUCAGGUGUCAAAUAUGUGUUGGCAGGAAAGCUGCAACAGAUUGUUUUGGUUUUUUUGUUUUGUUUUGCCCCCUGCUUUGAAAUUGUAUCUUGAGUGCACACAAUAGAAUGCUAAGUGGAAAAUAAAGUAUUUUUAAAAAACUAUCAUAGCUAGCUUUUACAAUUAUAGUUUGUAAUAGCAGCAGUGCUGCAUUUGAACACUGAAUAAUACAAAGACAGUAAACCUGCUGCCUUUCUCACUGCUGACACAAAUUACCUAUCUUUUUUGUUUUUGAAAUGCCUCCUAUGAAAAUUAUGUGCAUACUCUACUACUGCUACACAUAGAUCUAUUUCUAAGGGAGCAAUUCAAGAGGAGGGAUUGUUAAUUCAAGGAACCUUUGGUCAAGUACUUCCUUAUGUAUUGCUGCAGUGCACAAGAAAGUAAAAUGGACUACAAGCGGCGCUUUUUGCUUGGCGGGUCCAAGCAAAAGGUGCAGCAACACCAGCAGUAUCAAGUGCCAGAACUAGGCAAGACUCUGAGUGCACCUUUAGCAUCUCCAGCCACAACAUCCCCUCUGAUUUCUCCGGCUGCUGCUGGCGGCUGCAACCAUGCGACUCCAAUUGCAGACAUCCAGCAGGGAAUCUCCAAAUAUCUGGAUGCACUCAAUGUAUUUUGCCGUGCAAGUGCGUUCCUUACAGAUCUUUUCAGCAGUGUAUUUCGGAACUCGCACUAUUCUAAGGCAGCUAUGCAACUGAAAGACGUGCAGGAACAUGUCAUGGAAGCAGCAAGUCGACUCACAGCAGCAAUAAAACCAGAAAUAGCAAAAAUGCUCAUGGAACUGAGUGCUGGAGCAGCGAACUUUAAAGAUCAAAAGGAAUUCAGCCUACAGGACAUUGAGGUGAGUUAACACUGAUAUCACAGAUUUUCUAUCCAUCUCCUUAAAUUGCCUGAUAUCUGCAAGACCUGCAGAGAAGGUUUAAGCCAGGGAUAGGGAACAUGUGGUCCUCCCAGAUGCUGUUGGACUCCACUUCCUGUCAGCUUCAGUGAGCACAGCCAGUGGACAAGUACAGUGGUACCUCUGGUUGCGGAUAGGAUUCGUUCCGGAAGUCCGGUCGGAUCCCAAGGUUUCUGCAACCCGAGGACUGCUUCUGCACAUGCACGCGUGGCGAAACCUGGUAAAAUACUUCCAGGUUUGCCAUGCGUGGAUCCCGAAGUUUAUGUAACCAGAGGGUUAGGUAAACAGAGGUUCAACUGUAUUAUAGAUGUCCAACCGGAGGAGCCCAUUCCAUUUUUGUGCUGUUUUAGUGAAGAUAGAAAAAGUAUUAAUUAUACAUCUGCACCUGACUUAUUGUCUGCCUGGUGUCUUAAAAUGACAGUGACAGCUGUAUAUUUUUAAAACAAAAAAUUGAAUUGAUAUGGCAUAUUGCAAUAUCUUAUCUAAUAAUCUGAGAAAAAAAUCCUCAUAUACACAAGAGAAGCAGCCGUUUAAAUGUACAGUGUUUUGUGGAAUCUUAAACACAACUGUGGACUAGAGUCCACUUCAUCAGAUGACUGGAGUGUGAUCUUUUGUUGGCAAGGUAUACACACACAUAGGUGUAAAGAAAAAUGUAAACAGUAAGUUCGGAGGGAAUAUUUGAGAAUUACAUUGCAGCUUAAAUGUAUAUAAAAUAAGCACAGGUACCGUUCAAAAACCACUAUUGAUUAUUGUGUUCUGAUUGGAAAGCCUUUAUUGAAGAGUGGUGUGAAAACCCAUUUAACCAAUAUCUAAUCUUUGAAGCACCAUGGUGAGUAUAGCUAAAUGUAACUAUGGUACUGCAGAGUCCAUUCACUUAAUGGAUAGCUUAGGCAUUCAAAGGAGCAAUGAGUUUAAAAAUACAAGCAUGGAGAUUCAGGAACAUGGAGAUUCAGGAUGGAGAUUCAGGAACAUGACACACUUUUGGAGGCUUACGCAAUCCAAUGUAUUCCUGAAUGCCCUUGGGAAGUUUCUAGUUAGCAUGGCUGGCUUUGUCCUGCAGGAUUCCAUCUUGUCUCCUACGCUGUUUGAUAUCUAUAUGAAGCCAUUGGGGAAAGCCAUCUGGGAAUUUGGAAUAGAGUGCUUUCAGUAUGCUGUGUUUCUCCUAGUCAGGUGAGGUAGUGGAAGUGCUGAGCUGUUGUCUAGAAUUUGCAAUUGAGUGUUAAUAAGCUGCAGCUCAGUCCCAACAAGAUAGAGAUGUUUUGGGUAUGUGGGUUUUUUUUGUUCAGGGCGGGGUGUGUGUGGAUUCAACCUGUUAUUGAUAGAGUCAUAAUCCUCUAGAAGAGUAGGGUGCCAGGAUGCCUUUGGAGGCAGCCUUUGAAAACUGCCUAGAAGCAACAGUCAGCUCAGAAUACAGCUGCUAGGAAUUUAAUUGGGGAAGAUCAUUCCAAUCAUAUCUGCAAAGUUUUAGAAGGGGAUCACUUGCUACAUGUCCACCUCUGAGCCAAAUUUAGGGCGCUAGUGUUUCGUUUUAAAGCCCCAAACAGUUUGAACCUAGAUAUCUCAGAGCACUUUCUCCCAUAUCAGCCGACUUGUGCUCUGGCUGAUGUGUUUUGAAAAAGGAUUUUGUGUUUUUAAGAAAGUGAUCUUAGCUGAAUUAUCCAGUAGGAUUGCCAUUGUUAGCUACAUCUUGAGGGGUUUUGUGUGUGUGUUCCUGUCACAUCGUCUUGCCUUUAAGUAUUUCUGCAGUAAGUAAAAAAGACAGGUGUCACUUUAUUUUGGUUGCAUAGCUGCAGUUGCUUGUGUCACAUGUGCUACUUUGCCAUCUGUACAGGACAUGCAUAAGUAGUCAGAUGCAGGACAUUCUUUUGGCUCAACUAAAUAUACAUACAAGUUUUUCAACCUGAUGGUGGGCUUUUGCUGUUAGAGAACACUGUAGAGUUCACUAACAGCUUCAUGUCUGAGUGGGGUUUUGAAUAUGGGUCUUCAGCACUCCAGUCACCACAUUGGCACACUCAUUUCUCAACUAGAGAGAAGUGAUAAACACUGUUAAAAGCAGUUUUUGUCCUGGUACGCCUCUGUUGUUUCUUAGGGUGUAUUUCAAUGUGGCAUGAGGCAGAAGUAUCUCAUUUGUACUCGCUUGUAUCACAACAUUUCCAUGACUUGUCCAAAGCCUGGAGAUGUGUAUGUUUUUCUUUCCGUCCCUGUCUGUCUCCACCCCCUGGAGGGGGAAAGUAGUGUUGCAAAAUACGGGGAGACGUGCAUCUUGCAGCUUUGAAUGACAGUCACGAGUGCAAGUGAUUCAUACUUCUGACCCUGCAUGAUGUCUAAAGCUGCCCCCAAGAGUGUUCACCUACUUCCCUAUUAUUUUCUCUUGGUAGCAUGUUGUAAGCAAGAUGAUGACAUUCAAAAGCCCUUACAGGGUUGUCUUUUUAAAUUGGGGCUGCAUGACAUGUUAUAAAAUUUUCAGGUACACAGUAUCAGUACUGCCUGUUCCCAGAAUGCACAGCACAAAGUUUGAGGCAAGCACUAUACCAGUAUGCUGCAGGAAUCCAGGCCCCAGGAUACAUCCAUUGCUUACAUAUGGAGCCAAAAAUGUAUGUGAACACACAUGUGUCACAAUUCAGAUUGUGUAACAGAUAAUAAAAUUGGCCCUGAGAUGGAAAAGAAGCAGAGAGAAUUUCAUCCUAGUUCUAUAUUCUUAUAUUAUAAAACACUCAAUGGACACUUUAGCUGGUGUCCACAAAUCUGCUUUGUUCAGCAGCACAGGAACACAGAAAUCUGCCUGGUACUGAGUCAGACCAUUGCAUUUAGCUCAGUAUUCUACUACUGAGAGCAGCUUCCCAACAUUUUAGACAGGGGAGACUCCUAGCCCUACAUCCCUGCCCCUGAGUUCUUGCUUGUGCUGCAGUUUGGUGGAGGUGAGAAGCAGCAGCAAUUUCUUCCAUUUGUUGAUUAUGUUAUCCAGGCUUUUGUGCAAAUGUGAGAACAACUCCCUUCACCUGUGUUAGGUGUGGAUGGUGAGCACAGAGGCUGGCUCUUAAGCCAUCCCAGUCUACACCACCGCUGCCACCCCCCCUUUAAUUAUAAUGUUUUAGAAAGGGAACCAACACAGUAGAUUUGUAUUUGUAUCACUUUUUAGAGUUGUACUUUCUGCAAUCUUGCAAAAUAGUCUGCAGUACUGCAAAAUGUGUUCUUGCUGUUUGCCUUAACCAGUGGCCCCCAGAAGAAAGGAGCUUUUCUGUUGGAGUGUGCUCUGGAGUCUCAUCAGUUUCAACUUUUAAAAUAAGCUUUACUAAUAAUUUGAGACAAGUAGCCCUUGGCCUAAAUAAACUGAAUUCUGUAAGAACCCAGAAUCAGAGCGUCAUUCUUUCCAUAAGAAUCGUAUUGACAGGCUUAACCAUUGCAAUUUAUUUUUUUUAUGUAUGUGUGUGUGUAUGCUAGCUGAAUACUUCUUAAAAUAAGGAAACUGCACUGGAGAGGCCAGUCGGCAUACCUAAACUGUUCAGUUUAAACUUUGUACAAAGAGGGGAAAUGAUCGAAUCAUAAAGGAAUGUUGAAGGGAGACUAGAUGGAAUGGGCAGGGAGGGGGAGCCACUACCACCAGCAGUUCUGCUUAAGUAGAAUUAGCUGUUAGCAUUUUGACAAACUCAGCCAGUAAAUGAAUUUAUUAAAAGGGGAAACGUAUUCUAAAAAGAAGUCGUAUAUCUAUUUGCCUUAUUGAAAUACUUAUUUAAAUUUAUUUAAAGCAUUUUUAUCCCCCUCUUCAGCUGAAACAGGCUGCAGAGCAAGUUACAGUUAUCAGUGAUAAUACAGUCUCUGUCCUUGGUUAUACAAUCUAAAAGGCACAAAAGGAAAAGGAAUUGGUAGGGGUGGGGAAACAAGCUCUUAGUUACAGAGAACUGUAAUUUACUGGUCUUUUAGAUGGAAGGGGCCGUGGAGGCCCAUGUCUCCCUCUCUUAUAGCCUGACUGAACGGCUGCUUGUGCAUGCUACAUACUCCAAAAAUGAGGCAAGCAAAUGUACUUUACUGCAGUUAUUGUGUCUAGUGCAUUUAACCACAGAAUCCUCAAAAUACUGGGUUGUAGCCAACUAAGUUCUACUCAGAGUAGACCCAUUGAAAUUAAUGGACAUGACUAACUUAGGUCAUUGUGUGGAAGGAGUGGCAACUCAGUUAGAUCCCUCAAUAUGCCACACAGGAUGGAGCCUUCAGUGUAAGUAACCAGUGCUUCAUUUUGUGCUUUUAUUAAUUUUUAGAUUAGAUGUAGGGUAAUAAUGUAUUUGUAUGAAUGUCAAUCAGAUAUUUUCACAUAGGAAAAUUUAGUUCAAACACCAGAAUACACUUACAAAUAACUGAAUGGAAGAAUAUCCUUUUGUUUUUGUUUUUUUCAUUUUCAUAGGUACUUGGACGAUGUUUCUUGACAGUGAUGCAGGUUCAUUUUCAGUUUUUAUCCCAAGCAUUGCAGAAGGUCCAACCAGUGGCUCAUUCAUGUUUUACGGAAGCUGUAGCUCAGGAAAGAAAGAAUUCUAAUAUGGCGGAGACAUCCAGUGCAAGUCCCACAAUUGAGCUAGAAGAAGCUGUGCGGUCAUGGAGAGGAGCGGCUGAGGUAAAGAUGUAAUUGUUGUGUUGCUGGAUCUGGUCAACAGUCCAAAAUUCAGUGUUCUGUCUCCACCCAAGUGCUGCUAGGUAGCUCCCAAGCGUAGCCUAUUUAUUUAUAUUUCAUAAAAAAUGUAUACUGCUUGAUUGUAAGAAAAAACAUCAAAGCAGCUUUAAAAAAACCUCAAGGGCUUGAAAGUGGUAACAUACAUUUAGUUCUGGCAAAGUGGUUUUACUUUUCAUAGUGGUGGUAACUUGCAUCUUGUGCGUUGGUAAUCUUUUGGUUUCUAAAACUACUAAAAGACUGAAGAAUUCUACAGAAAAUUAGGCCUUUGGCCACAGAAUGAUAAGCUAUAGGUUCCAGCAAGCCACCAUGAGGUUGGGAGUAUAGUGUACUCCGUAAAGUCAAGUGGUAUUUCUAGCUGCAUUAGGGAAUGUGCAUAUAUUGGUUGAAUUUUGUACAUUCUCUUACCUUCAUGCAUAAUUCCCAGCUUACACUCAUCUUAACAUUUAUAUGUAUUUUUAAUGUGUUAGUAUUUGUAAUUAUUUGUUAAUUUAAUUAAAGUAAUCCACACACACACACACACACACACACACACAGACAGUUCUCCCUCCCACCUCAACAGUAGUGCUGGCUCCCAUAAUGAGGGUUUGUUAAUGAGUUUGUUUAAAAGAUUGCAGUCCCCCUGCUCUGUCUCCCCCUGCAAUAAAAAAAUCAGUCAUAUAAAUCUGAUGAUUAAAUUGAGAACUUUAACUAAAUUCUGAAGCUAGAUUAAAUAAUCCACUUCCCUUCCUGUUUGCUUUCACCAUAGUAACUGUGGGGCUCAAAAGUUUAUUUUGCCACUUUUGAGCCACAGCUAUUUAGUCUUAUCCAUUUUUUGUGUUCUCUUUGAAGGCCACAUCACGGCUACGAGAAAGGGGUUGUGAUGGCUGUUUGGCUGGAAUCGAGGUCCAGCAACUCUUCUGCUCCCAGAGUGUGGCAAUUCCUGAGCACCAGCUAAAAGAAUUGAACUUGAAAAUAGACAGCGCUUUGCAGGUUAGUUAUAUCUUUAUAUCACCAUUUGGGUUUGGAAUAAAAUAUGUAGGGCAGUCUGAGGACUUAAGCAGGGUUGCUGCUGAGCAAGUCCUUUUUAAUGAGAGCUUCCGUGCCAACAGCAGAGACUGCUGACAUUCUGGAAGCUUUAGCUGCCCCCUCAGUUAAGGGAGGGUGUGAUUGACCAUGGGGAAUAUGUUAUUUUCUCUUUUAGGUUAGCAAGGUUUUGUGAUGAUAUUGGGUGGUGGUGGUUUUAAAUUCAGGUAUGUGAUGCAUUAAACAUAUAUCUAUUUAAUACCAGGCGUAUAAAGCUGCAUUGGAAAGUUUGGGUCACUGUGAAUAUGCGAUGAAGGCUGGCUUCCACUUGAACCCAAAAUCUAUUGAAGCCAGUUUGCAGGUAAAACCCCCCCCCCAUCUUUUCCUGGCAAAUAUGUUUACUGUAGAUAAAGCUGAAUUGCUUGCAUAUGGAUUUCUCCCUGACACAUUGCUUUGGUGUUCUGUCUCUAAAGGGGUGUUGCAGUGAUGCUGAAGCCCAGCAGACUGGCCGGAGACAGACCCCUUCUCAACCCAUUCAGUGUGAGCUCCCCACAGUUCCUGUUCAGAUAGGUGCCCACUUCCUAAAAGGAAUAUCCUUUAAUGAGUCGGCGGCAGAUAACCUGAAGCUCAAAACGGUAAGUACCCCAAAUCUGUAUCAAACCCAAUAAUAUGUUCUUUGUUGGUAGCACGCUCCGUGUGGAUAGAUUACCUGCAAAGCAAGCAUUUUAAACCUUGUCCCACUUUAGCAAGUUUAUUCAGGAAAUAUUUAGUGUUUUGGUAUUUAAAAGAUACUGGAUUGCAAGCGAAACUGUGUUCCAAAGCUAAUGGUCACAUCCGGCCAAUUGUAGCCCUUCUGGUUGAAGGGACUAACAAGCCCGGUGAUGCAUCUUUUCUGCUUUGUGUCUUGUUUCCUUAAAGCUUACUGGUAGCAUUCUCCAAAAGUUAGAGGCGGUUUUCUUAAAUGCUCCUCCUUCCACUCCACGUGCUGACUUGUUUUGUGUACAGUGGUACCUCUGGUUGCGAACGGGAUCCAUUCCGGAGGCCCGUUCGCAACAUGAAAAGAGUGCAACCCGCAGUGCUUCUGUGCAUGCGUGGGAUGUCAUUUUGCACUUCUGCACAUGCAUGAGCGGCGAAACCCAGAAGUAGCCCUUUCCGGUACUUCCGGGUCGCUGCUGGAUGUAACCUGAAAGAACGUAACCUGAAGCGGACAUAACAUGAGGUAUGACUGUAUACAUGUUGACUCUGCUUGACAUGAAGUGCCUCCUCACUUCUGUCUGAAGAGGUGAAGAGAGACAGAAGACAGAUCCUCACAUAUGGCCACAACCAAGAGCAAAGUCUCUCCCUGCAAAGUUCUAAGCUGCUGUAACUAUGAUGAUGAUGUUGGCACAGUCUUGCUGCACUGGAGUUACCUGUUCCAGAGCAUCUAGUUCUUUGGCAGCCACAUUUUUUGCAGUGUAUGGAAUGGAUUGGCCUGGUUUAGUAUGGAAAGAAAUCGGCCACAGCUCAGUGGCUUGAAAAAAGGGAACUAUGAUUCAUGAUAGAGGAUUUGGGCCACUAUUUGGUGCAAGAGGUUUUCUGCAAAGAUAUGUUUUGAACCUUCAGCAUGGUGAAUUGUUUCAUAAAAAGUUAGCUUCAAAUAGGAUUGUCCUAAUUUUGUAUCUUUUGCAUCACGUCUGGAUAUUUUUUUUAAUAUUUUUUUUUUACUAUCAUUUUAUCCCUCUUUUCAGACAGUUGUCUUCCAAAAUGACUUAUAUUGGUUUUAAAAACAGCUGGGAUGUCUUAUUGGGCUUACAAAGGCACACUCAAUGGAAGGGAAGUGGAGAGAUAGAGUAGGAGGGAGGCCAGUUCUUUUAAGGCCAGAAGGAAGUGGGUGAGCUAUUUAUAAUCCAGUUGGGGCCAGGAUGACCUUCCCUUGUUCUUCUUCUCUUGAAUAGCAGUUGGUGACUCUUGUUCCUUUGGCCGAUGGUUGGGACCAGAGUGUCCUUUGCAUUUGCUUCUGCAGUCCCAGGACAAUUGGCAGCGGGACCCAAAUAUUCUGUCUGGCAGGGAGGAAGACACAAACUUUUUCUCCGCACUGGAUGAGACCAGGCUACACUCCUCCUUAUAAUGAUGUCCUUUCUGGGAGUUGCGGAGAAGCAACCUCCCAAGGGCCUAGGCCAAUGGCAGUGGCCAGAGUGUGUUGCCUUCAAAUCUGAAAUUCUUGAGCAAGCUGGUAGUUGGGUUAAGACUUUAUUUGGUUCUAAUAUGAAGUUUUAAAAAUACACAUACAUAUUUUAACACUGUGAACAUCUAAGCCUCCAUUCUCCAAUAUGUGGCACGUACCAUGCAUCUUAGAGAAUCCAUGCAUCCAGUGAAGUGGACAAUAAUCCAUGAAAACCUAUUCUAUAAUUUAAAAAAAAUGUUUUAGAGUGCCACAGCACUCUUUGAAAUAAUAGAUCUUCAGCAGCCUUCCCUUUAUUAUCAUUCCACAUAAUCUCAUGCUACUUCUAAUAAGCCAUUGGAACCCAGCCCUGGUUGCUGUGUGUUUCCUCCUGAAUUCAGGGAAUCUACACAGAUAUCACCAUUGGAAUGAGGGUGCUGGUGACCACUGGAAACAGCAGGCACGGGGGGAAGUGUUGGGCUAGAACCAUCAUAAUUUGAACAUUGAUUUAAGUAAUAACUGCAGUCGUCAGUAUUUAUGUAAGGUGUUUAUAUAUGGCUUAAUUACCAAAGUGCCUGCAUGCAUGGUGGGGGAGUGGGGAAAGGGUAUCAUGACUUGCUUGCUUCCUGCAUAGCAAUCUUGUUUUGUGUUCUUGUUUUUGCAGCACACGAUGAUACAACUAAUUAAAGAAGCUGGCUGCCAUAAUGGAGUGACCCCAAGGGAUGACUCUCCUGUGACUGAAGUGCUGAACCAAGUUUGCCCUUCUACAUGGCGGGGCGCAUGUAAGACGGCUGUACAGUUGUUGUUUGGCCAAGCUGGGCUGGUAAGUAGCCAUGAGUGCACAAGUGUUGAUUUUAGAAUACUUAAAUCGUUCUUUACAGCUCCAAAGAUAUCUCAGGGCAGCUUCCAAAAUAUUUGCCCAAUAUAAUCUCCUUCAAGCAUAAUUUAAGAAAUAAAAUAGUGUGUUUAUCGAUUUGGUGCCAAGAUUGUUCAGGUAGCCUUUCCUGCCCUCAUUCUUGGUCUUCUCUGGUGCUGCCAGGUAGUGAGUCUGCUUUGGUGCUCUGAGGCAAGGCAGUCAGGUCAAGCACCUGGAGCUCACUCAGCCCAUUAUGGUGAGGGGGCAUGUCUCCUUUGCUGGCAGCAGGUAGUUGCAAGGUGGCAGCUCCAAUUGAGGACCUCUAGAGCCAGGUAAUGGUACUGAGCAGUUGGAGCAUACUCAGCUCAUGGAUGGAAACCAUCUUCCUUUGCUAGCAGUUUCCAGGCAGAAGGUCUUCUGAGGCAAGGGAGUCAGGCUGAACAGCUAUGUGAGAAGAGUAAAAAGGGGACAGCUGACAUGCGGCAAAUAUAAUUUAGUUCUGAAAAAUGUAUGGGUCAUCAUCUGUAUGUUGGAACCUGUAGCUGAUGGUUGCAGUGUAGAGUGCUUUGUUUUGUAUGCCAGUCAGUCACCUGUGUCCUUUUCCAGGAUACCCCAUUCCAUACCUCCUCCUUCCCCAUCUGUUUUCUUCCUCCUAACAGUCAGUAUCCCAUGGCCACUGAGCACAACCAACUCAUGUUGGGCGUUUUUCAUCCCCAUCCCCAAUAGGCUUUUGUACCUCUACAAACCUUGGGGUUUGCCCCAGCCUGCUGAUUCCUUCCUCUUGUGCAUGGAUGGUGCAGAUUUGGCUCCAUACAGAUCCACACUCAAUAUUUGUAUAUAAGAUGAUGCUAUUAAUUGACCAGCUUCUCCGUUAUCCCUUUUGUUUUGGGGAACUUAUAUUCCACAGAGUAAAAUAUUCCCAACCUGAAGUUCAUUGUUUGCAUAUUUGCCUGUGUGGAAUCACACGAAUCGCUAUCUCCAUCUACCUUAUUGCACAAGAUCCUUGACUCCAGUGAAUAAGAGGCAUUGCAAGGUUUGGGUAGUUUUUCUUUGUCUGCUCAGUCUCAAAGUAACUCUGGUCACUGUAACCAAGAGCUGAGUUGUUGUAGCAACUGGAGUGUUAGGUUUAGAUUCAGGGGGGAAAUGCCACUCAGAGCUCCUUGGAGGAAGGUAUAACAUAAGCAAUAAAACAAGUGUUUGAGAUUUGAAAUUGUUGCCUUUGUGUAGAAGAAAAUGAGAAGUACCAGUGCUUGGUUGAAAAGAAGGAAUAAGUGCAAUAGGGCCUUAGUUGUAGUAGCGGGGGUAAGGGGUGGUUUGCCUCCAGGGGUACCAAGCCAAGAAAGUUAGCUGCUUCACCUGCAGAAAUCAUUGCAGUGUGUUCUUUUGCUGUCUUUCUGAGAAGAAAUCCAUGUUGAUGGGAAGUCGAGGAAUUGGCCCCCCAAAUAGUGCUGCUGCUUCUAUUUUGUGGUCUUGUACUGUGCAACAAUUAUGAUUUCUUUUAAACUGGAAUUUCCCAUUUUGAAAACACUGCCUGUGCAGACUCUUAAGAAAUCUGCUCUUGCCAUCAGUCUUCUCAUUCACAUUUUUGAUAUGUGAUGUUGGCCCAAGUCAUGUGAUAAUGUGACUAGAGCAGUGACUUCAAUUAGAUGGACAGAAACUGCCACAGACUCCUCUCUUUUUGCUGGAUAGAAGCAGUGAUAUCUGCAUGUUUAUGUUCUACUUGCAUUGCUUCUAAUUUGGUGUACCGAUGAGACAUUAUCUUCCGUUGUUUAGAUUGUCCUCUAGGUGGGUGUUAUGGAGGAAACAUCUGUAAAGCCAGAACAAUGGAAGUCGGGAGUCAUUUCCCAGGCUGGGCGUGAGAAAUGGCUGUACUGUGAGAUUAGCUUGUUUAGAUAAAUGAAACACAAGGAGUUGGUAACGUGCUUCCUCAUCCGUUGAAAUGCUGUUGGCAUAUACUACAACGCCACUUAGAAAUCCUGAAUAUUGAGUGGUAUAUAACUACCUGAAAAUAUGGAAAAUAAAUACCACUGAUACAUACACUCCCACAAUUGAACUUUAAGAUCUCAAGGCUUCAUUGGGUAUGGAGGAGAGCCCAGGAGAGCCUGGGCAUUGUGCAGGCAGUGUUUCCACUAGAUCAUAGAAUAGGACUUCUGAACUGGGCAUUUCUCUAUUGUUCUUUAUGAGACCUCAGUCUCCCUGUCCUAUGCUGAUAGCAAGGAAGCUGUUCCUUUUUAUAACAUUCCAAAUUUUGCAGCACCUUAACUGUCCAGAUAGACUGCAGGAUAAUCUUAUUGUGAAAACUUGUUUUAUAAUCAUAGAUAGUAAAUUGAGAGGGUAGAACUAUAAAAUGGUUUACUAGAUAUCAAGUAGUUGCAGCCUCCCAAAAGGAGGACAAAAGGAAAGGCCCAGAUCAUGUGCAGCUGAAAAAUCUUUAGAUAAGCCUUCCUCUUUUUAGUUAACAGUGGCCUUUUCAGAUGUUACACUGUAGGAUUUAUCAGAGUAAAUGUGAAACGAUUCUUCUACACCCACGCACCCCAAUUAAAAUUCCCUACACGUGCCCCUCUUGCUUGCCUAGUGGUUGAAUGCAGUAGACUGAUGUCCAGCCCCUGUAGCAGUGGGGUGGUGCUUUCGCUAGUUUUAGGGAGUGACAUCUUACUCUAUCGCUUACUGCUUUUUUCUUCUUGAAUAGGUCGUUGUGGAUACAGCACAGAUUGAAAACAAAGAAGCAUAUGCACCACAAAUCAGUUUAGAAGGUUCCAGAAUUGUGGUUCAAGUCCCAUCAACAUGGUAAUUAUGACUUACUACUUUGGAAAACUCGGGCAAGCUUUAAAUAAACAAAUAAAUAGGGACAUUAAUUUUUGGAAUGAAAGUGAGUGUUGUUGACAGGAGAUUUGUUAUUAAAAAUUGUUUCCUUAGGUGCCUGAAAGAAGAUCCUGCAACAAUGUCUCUGCUGCAGAGAAGCCUGGAUCCAGAGAAGACUUUGGGACUAGUGGAUGUGCUUUAUACUGCAGUGUUUGACUUAAAUCGUUGGAAGGAGGGAAGGUAGGUAUGAUUUGUUCUGCACUCUUACCACAUAAGGGUUAUGCACAGAUGAUGCCUCAUUCAGGAACGCUCGAUCACAUGUGACAAGAGAAGAUGGCAAUAACAAGUUUCAGCCAAGGCUACCAGGUCUUAAUGUUGAAGGCUAAGUAGUGGGAAUGUAAAAGGGACGCGGGUGGCGCUGUGGGUUAAACCACAGAGCCUAGGAAUUGCCGAUCAGAAGGUCAGCGGUUCGAAUCCCCGUGACGGGGUGAGCUCCCGUUGCUCGGUCCCUACUCCUGCUAACCUAGCAGUUCGAAAGCAUGUCAAAGUGCAAGUAGAUAAAUAGGUACCACUCUGGCGGGAAGGUAAACAGCGUUUCCGUGCGCUGCUCUGGUUCACCAGAAGCGGCUUAGUCAUGCUGGCCACAUGACCUGGAAGCUGUAAGCCGGCUCCCUCAGCCAAUAAAGCAAGAUGAGCGCCGCAACCCCAGAGUCGGCCACGGUUGGACCUAAUGGUCAGGGGUCCCUUUACCUUUACUAGUGGGAAUGUACUGGUAGUAGUACCUGGGCAUGGCUGGGCAUCUGCUGAAGCCCCACUGCCUCAAGAGGACUGAGCUGGGGCAGCCCCAGCCCCAGUGGGUAGAUAGGAAGCUGCCAUUUUGACAUUCACACAAUUCCCCAGCGUGACAUAUUGUUGGGCACUGUGGGAGCAAAAAAAAAAAAAGAGAGAGAGAGAGAAGCAGAUUGCCACCACUGAUAAGGCUGCAAAGGGGAGGCCUCGUGAGAUUCAGAUGGCACCAGGAACUGGAUGGCACCCCACCUUACUUGUGGGUACAGAGCAAAGCUGCUGCAAAACUUUGUAAUGGUGAAAUGCUGCUUCUUGUUAGUAUGUGCUCACAAAAAGCAGCUAUAAUGUGAGCAGAAGGCCAGAGCAAACCUGAGAAAUUUGCCUUGUUAUUAGACUGAGUAGGGCAAAGAUGAGUAAGCAUAGUGCAGUUCUCUUUCCUUUUUAAAGGAUAAUUCCCCGACCUUCUCUUUUUCAAAGGAAGGAAGGCAGAUCAGGGGAAUUGGAAAAUUUAGGCAGAUCAGUGGCUGGAAAUAGGUUCCAUCAGAUUGCCAAAUAAAUUAUAAGCACCUGGAGGAAAAUGAGGUCAGUCCAUACCUAGAUGCGUUUAAGCUCAGAUCUUAAGACUUGACCAUCAGCAUGUAGUGAGUUCAGUGGACUUUGAUGCAAGCUCUUUAUGUAAUUGAGAAAUGUGGCCUGUAAAAUAAUUGGUGAGACUAGGUACACAACUUGCUUGAAAGGCAGCAUCCAGUCAUAAACUGGAAAGAGGCAAUGUUAAAUACCAUUAAUUACUUACAUAAAAUACUGAAGGUUACACAAAAAAUGAAAAAUUGGGAGAUACUGCUAUUUUCAGGAUAACCUGAUUGCUAGUACUCUAGCAGAAUACACUGAUCUCCAACACCAUAUAGCAACAUUCUCACCAGACACACCUUUUUAGAUUACCACCUCUCUAGCCUUCAGUCCUAGGCUGAGGCAUAGCUCAAUACCCAGUGAUACCAAAUGUCCAAGAAUACCUUAUCCAGACAGUUAUCAGUAAAACAGGAAAUUCUGGUGGCCAUGUAAGAGGAAACAGCAUUUUAUUUACCACCAUACUUUACAAACUUCAGCAACAACAGCAAACGUUUUGUCAUUUUUUUAAAAACACAAUUGUCUAAAACAGUGGAGCAGGAUAAUGGGGCAAGCACUGCUUGUCUUGCUCCCUUCUGCUUCUGUUAAAUUCCUUCACUAUCAUCUUGCCCACAAAGCCAGCUUUGACUAAACAUUUGCUGCUCUUUGCCACCCCAUUCUUGAUCGCCCAUCACCUCUCAUAAUGUUGAAUCCAAGCAAGCAACACCCUCUCCCAAUAGAAAACUGAGGGAACUCCCCUCUCCAAGCAACAAUCUUUGCUGGGAACUAAUCAAAAACAUAAUAAUCUCACCCCUAUGCAUAGGGGAGCUGCCUGUAUUCCCUGCUGUUGCCUCACCUCCUUUACCUCACGUGAUGCAUCUUCUAAGAUCCCAAAUUUUUCCAUUUCAAAAAAUAAACAUUUUUUCCUACAUUACCACUUCCAUAGGUCCCCUGCUUUGAUUUAAUGGAUGGUAUUCAACUAAGUUUUACUCACAGUAGACCCAUGGAAAUUAAUGAGGUCCAUUAUUUUCAGUACGUCUAAGCUGAGUACAACUUACUUGAAUGCCAGCCAAUGAUGCACUCAAAGACCCCCACUACCUCUAUGCCAAUUUUUUUUUAAAAAAAGUUAUUGAUGAUGAUGUUGUUGCUGCUUUUUUUAAAAAAAAAAAAUGUUUAAUGACUGCUUCCAUAGGUACCCCACUGUGAUGUCAAAAGGUGUUUUGUUGGGUCCCCCUGCUAAAAUUUGUCAUAUUAAAAAUCAUCUUACUGGCCACUCUUGUAAGCCCUGCUGUGUUUUUGUAAUAUCAAAAGUCUUGUGACCUUUUUCAAAAAACAGAAUGACUCCUUUGUUCACUCCCACUUUGAUAAACAGACCUCGGAGUGUUAACCAUGGAUCAGUGCAACUCCCAACUCAAAAAUAGUUAGGCACCCCUGUUUUAUACAUUAUCAUACUUUUCAAUACCUCCAGAUUGCACGCCUUAGUCCUAAUUACUGUAAAGUUGUUUUGAAGUUGGUGAAUGUUGCUUUUUUUGCCUGAAAUAGAGGGUUCUUUUUGUUAAACAGAGAGCAGGCUUUGCCGUGUAUUCAGAUCCAGCUUCAACGUGAGAUCUGUGACUUUGGGGGUCACAUUGACUUACCAUCUGGAAAUGGAAGCAAAUCAACGGGUGGAUUGCAAAGGACUUUCUCGAAGCUGACUUCACGAUUUACAAAGAAAACAUCCUGUUCCAGUUCAAGCAGCAGUGGAAGUUACUCCAUUCCUAGUACACCUUCCAAAAACCUUUUCAUAGCUAACAACUCAGAGGAUAAAGCAAAAAUGCCCAACAAUAUGGAUGCCCGAUUGCAAAGUAUUCUGAACAUUGGUAACUUCCCCAGGGCUGUUGAGUCGGCCCAGGCAACGGCACAGAGUGGAAGCCAUCAGGUUGUUAAUGGGUUCCUCCUUGACAGGCGUAAUGGCAGCAAAGCAGAUGACAGCAAGGAUGCCAAAGGCAUGAAUUUACCAACUGACCAAGAAAUGCAGGAGGUCAUAGAUUUCCUCUCUGGUUUCAACAUGGGCAAGUCCCAGCAGACCUCUCCGCUGGUGAAAAGAAGAAACUCGGUUGCAUCGUCUUCGGCAGCAGCAGAGCAGAAGCCAGCCACCGUGCCACAGCAGUCCCAGUCUUCGUCUCACACACCUUUGCACCAUCUCCAGCAAGGGUUGCCACAGCAACAGCAGCAGCCACAAAAGCCCCAGCAGCAGCAGCAGCAGCAGCAGCAGCAGCAGCAAAUGCAUUACUAUCAGCACCUGCUGCAGCCCAUUGGGUCCCAGCAGCAGCAGCAGCAGCGUCCACCUGGCAAGUGGCCAACCAAUUCCAGCCAGCCGUCAGCCCAGACUGUUGGUCCGGGGUUGUCUCAUAUGCCUCAGUGGAGCAGUCAUGCCUUUCCUGACCUGAGCUCUGACCUGUAUAGUUUGGGUCUUGUGAACAGUUACAUGGACAAUGUGAUGUCGGAGAUGCUGGGGCAGAAGCAGCAAGGACCUAGAAACAACACGUGGCCAAACCGUGACCAAAGUGAUGGAAUCUUUGGGAUGUUGGGAGAAUUUCUACCUUUUGAUCCUGCAGGUGUGUGCAUGUUAAGUAAAUGCAACCUUCUACUACCACAUGUUCAUUGAGUAAUGUGUUUGAACGUAUUGAAUGUUGCCCAUCUGUAGACACAAACCAUUUGUGUCUUCUGCAGGUGAUGGGGAAGAUUAUAGGAUUACAAGAGCAAAAACAACAGCAGGGGUUACCUUUAAAAAAGUCUGCCAAAUAUUGGGUGAGGAAAGAUAGUUUUUGAGGGCAGUAAUUUUUGAAAAUGUCAUCUUACUGAGAAUCUUACUGUUUUAUUAUUUUUGAAAGUUUUCUACAAUCAAGUGGUGUAUAAAUUUUAUGAAAUACACAAAUAUCUUAAUUUAGUGGGUGGGACCCAUGUCCACAUCUUCAAACAGUUGACGAGUCACUAGGAAUUUCCCUACUGCAUCUUACCCUGACCUCCCAGAUGUGUUCUGUGGGGUGGGUAAAAAGGGAAAGUGUGCUCCCUACACCUCCUCUCACUGCCACUUGCUGCUUUCUAGCUCACUUAAGUCUGUGGCAACCAAUUCCUGUUCCCAAGGUAGCACAAUUUAGCCAUCCUGCUAGUCAAGUUUUGUUCAACUUAGUAGGAUUGAACAGAUUUGCCUUGCUGAGGUUUUUCAGAGUAUGUUGGGUAGAGGGGGAACAUUCCUUUGGACAAAGUCAUCUUAACAGCAGGAUUUUUGUGCCUCUUAAUUUCUUGGAUCUGCUUCCUUCAGACAUUCUUUAGUCUGUUCCAUCUUUAUGAUGCAGAUCAGGCUCUCUUAGCAAUAGCAAUGCUAAGUAUUACAAUAGCAAUGGCUUUCUGAAAUUAGUUUCCCCAAAGGUCUGAUGGGCUGCCAAGUUCCAUAGCAGUAUGAUAUGUGGAGAUGAUGGACUUACAUGUGAAUAUACAUGGGCAGCUUUUUGGCUCCAUGUUGUUGGAGACAAUGUUGUUGGAGGCAAUGACUGACCCGACAGGGUAGCAGAGGUAGGGCCUGACUCUUCCUUUGGGUUGUCUCCCUUACUUGUAUUCUUCAUUUGUUUGAUCCUCCUCUUGAUUUAAGCGUACUGAAUGGAUUUCAGUAGUAUUGAUCUGUCUUCCUAUUGAUGUGCAUUCUAAAAUAGGAUCUAAGCUUCUAAAUAGAUAGAUAGAUAGAUAGAUAGAUAGAUAGAUAGCCAUGCACACAGACAAAGCAUUUCUUGGGCUUCCACUGCGCAUGAUGUCACCACCACCUCUCUAAUCUGCUGGUGGCUACAAUGUUGGGGAUUUAUGUAGCAUAUUUUGCCUGCCCCCACAUAAAUCGCUCCCUGGUGAAGUUCUUAAUUUUCAGCACUUCAACAGGCAUUCCCAACCACUGACUAGCUUCCAUUGUGUUUGUAUGCAUGUGUACACAUUCUCAUAUUCUCUCUGUUUGUCUGUCUGAGGGGUAGAUGGCGGAUCAUUGCAAUGGAAAUAGCCAAGUGUGUCAAUAGUUGACUGUCAGGUUUCUUUUUUUUACUCCCAGUUGGCUCUGAUCCAGAGUUUGCUCGUUAUGUGGCUGGGGUCAGUCAGGCCAUGCAACAAAAAAGGCAAGCACAGCACUUCCGUCGCCCCAGCAACACACGUAGCAACUGGCCUCAUCCUGACGACCCACACAGAACCUGGCCUUUCCCAGAGUAUUUCACAGAAGGGUAAGGAGCUACCUGUGGCACCCUUGUGUACAUCCAGCUUUGCAAGCAGCUGUAAAAUUAGGGAUUUUUGCUGCAUCAGUUAUAUAUCUUGUUUAGACAUACCUACCCAUAUGCUUAGAAAGUUGAGGCAAUUUUAAUCUGUUUUAGUAUUCAAACUUUUAUAUGUUUUAAAGUAUAGUUGUGAUUUUUUCUCAAUUUUAUUGUUUUAACUUUUUGUAAACCACUUUGAGGGGAUUUUUUUACAAUCAAGUAGCGUAUAAAUUUUAGUGUGUGUAUGCAUGACCACUUUGCGUGAGUCCAGUUGACAUGCAGCUGCCAACACGUGUGCUGCUUUCAUUCCCAGAAGGGGUUGUUGCGGGGGCAGAAUGAGCUUACGUGUGACUUCUGAUACGCACAGUGACCCAGAACGGAACCCCUGUGCAAACAGGGAGUUGCCUGUUUAUAAUAUUUAUACUGCAGCUCUUCCAAGUUCAGGAUUGCAUUUCUGUGGAGCCUGUGGAUAUUUUCUGCUUUGGUUCUGGGGCCGUAAUGUAAGGUAGCACCUUUCUGAUGUGGUUGGACUCCAGGUCCCAUCAUUCCUAGCCAUUAACUGUGCAGGCUGGAGCUGAUGGGAGCUGGAGUCCACAACAUCUGCAGGACACCACCUUGGCUGCUGCUGCAGUAAUGCCAGUUUUAAAGGGUUGUUAAGUGAAUAUAUACUGGGUCUUUAGAGGGGAUAAGGAUUCCAUAUGCAGUGCCUGAACAAGCCAUGGGAUAAAUGCUGUAAGAUGAUGCUGAAUUUGUCAGUUUAGUCUUAUUUUAGUGUUAGCGUUCAUGGAGAUUUUUCUUCUUGCCCUGUGAAGGUUCAGUAAUGUUUAAGAGCAACUAGGGUGGUGAGCCUCCCGGCCACCACUCACAUCUCUACUGUUUGUCUCUUUCUCUUGAUUACUUCCCUGCUCUCAUCUCAGGGAGAUGGCAAGCAGCUGGUCAGGUACUCAGGGCGACUCUGCCAGCUCCAGUGAUGAGACUUCCUCUGCCAAUGGAGACAGUCUGUUUUCCAUGUUCUCAGGGCCAGAUAUUGUUGCUGCAGUCAAGCAAAGAAGGUGAGUUGAAUUCUUGUCAAAGCAGUAGGCUGAAUCUUUGGUUUUGUUAGUGGAUAAAGAUUUUGCCACCUUAACUUGCAAGGGUCAGGCUGUUCCAAAACUUUCCUGUGCCAAGUGUGAGUCACAAGGCCAAGUUAGGUCUGGAAAUAAGAAAGAAAUCUGAACUACUCUUGGCUGUCUUGCCACCUAUGUUUUGUUUCUCCUUUAAUGUUGCCUGAGCUUGCAGUUGUCUCAGCCCUUUGAAAGAAGCAAGAAAGGAAACCAGCACCCAGAGGGUUUGGGGAAUAUGCUAUAAUCUUCCAUUUCUGGUUGUGGUUCUGACUACUUUUCCCUUAAUUUGUCUUGUGGGAUUUAUUCCUUCUCAUUAGUAUGUGCCUGCAUUGGUGGAAGCUAGGAAAGCCACAUGGACGUACUGCAUGUGUUAAUUCUCUGCUAUAGUGACAGGCGUGCUCUAUUAUUAUUAUUAUUAUUAUUAUUAGGAAUAAUAAUAGACAUGUGGCAAACAGGUGUUUGAAAAUGCAAAUGUGGAUUGGCUGUGGCUCCCUCUUGAGCACACCCAGCAGCAAGCACCAGAUUUGUGGCUGUGAAAUAACCAUGAAGCUAAUAAAAGUGCCCAGUGACAGAAAAGAGGAUCCACAAUUGAAAGUCCAGUUAAUCAGUCCUGCUGAUUGAAGAACAAGAAAGCUGAUGUUGAAUAGAGAAGGCAGACUUCUCUCAACAAGGCCAAUGUCACACAGUUUUGACAACAGCAUGCCUGGUGCUGAGUCCAUGUUCAUAAAUACUAUGGGAGCGGCCGCAGAGACCACAUAACACCGGUCUUGAAAGACCUACAUUGGCUCCCAGUACGUUUCCGAGCACAAUUCAAAGUGUUGGUGCUGACCUUUAAAGCCCUAAACGGCCUUGGUCCAGUAUAUCUGAAGGAGCGUCUCCACCCCCAUCGUUCUACCCGGACACUGAGGUCCAGCACUGAGGGCCUUCUGGCGGUUCCCUCACUGCGAGAAGCCAAGUUACAGGGAACCAGGCAGAGGGCCUUCUCGGUAGUGGCGCCUUCCCUGUGGAACACCCUCCCACCAGAUGUCAAAGAGAACAACAACUACCAGGCUUUUAGAAGACAUCUGAAGGCAGCCCUGUUUCGGGAAGCUUUUAAUGUUUGAUGUAUUAUAGUAUUUUAAUAUUCUUUUGGAAGCCGCCCAGAGUGGCCGGGGAAGCCCAGCCAGAUGGGCGGGGUAUAAAUAAUAAAUUAUUAUUAUUAUUAUUAUUAUUAUUAUUAUUAUUCCUCUGAAAACCAGAUGCUGCUGAGGCAGAACUGCUACUGCCAAGGGAGGUCUGUAGCCUUGGUGUCCUGCUUGAAGGCUUCACCAAGGCAUAAACCAAGCUAUUCUUAGGGACAAGAACCCUGUGGUCCCUAAUGAAUAGUGAUUGUGACCAUCCUACAGCUAUUUGAGCAGGACUGGACAAUUAAAUAUUAAGUAUUGCAAAAGUACAAAACCCUGCUUUGGUGCAAUAUCAGAAGCACUGGUCCACAGUUUUUAUUGGCUGCAGUAUGGCCUAGCUGCUGCUGUGCCACAGACUAUCUGCCUUGUUGGCUAGGUGUCUGAAAGUUUACUUUAAUCCAUAAACCUUUAAUUGCCAUGAAAGUAGCGGGUUAGAUGCAAAGGCCCUUAGUACAAGUGUACUUCAGUUUCAGUUAUAAGACUCCAGUUGCCCUCUAGUUUGACCACGGAAAUACAGCAUAAAGUGUUAUCAGAACUGAAAAAUAUUUUCUCAUUUAAGACCCUGCCAUGACACUAACAGAUCAUUUUCUCUCAUUGGAUAAAUAUUUCCACAGGAAACACAGCAGUGGGGAGCAAGACCCGAGCACACUUCCUUCCCCACCACUCCUUUCUACAGUGGAUGAUCAUAGUCAGGCAAGUAUCGGGCUCAAUAGUGCCUCUUUUUGGGUGGCUAAUGGUGGAGGGGGCCUCUUUGAUGGGAUUCUAGGUGGCUUUUCUUUUUUAAAGAAUCCCUCAGUAAAAAUGCUCCCUGAAUUCAGCCCAGUUUUAAAUAGUCAAUUUCACUAUACUUCCAGAUUUUCAGGCCAACAAAACUGCACUGCUUCAUUUUUUAUUAUAGACAACUGAAUAUGCUCCAUGGAAUUUAUUGGAGACUCCAAAAUGUUUCACUUUUACUUUGAUCUUAGGGGGUAUAGAUCCAUUGGAGAUGCAUUUCUCCCUCCCCUUCUCUGAAAGCCAGAUAAUAUAUUGGGCUGCUGGGAGAACUUCCCAGGUGAACGGUAUUGCUCUGUGUGGUGAUUGAUCUAGGAGGGCUUUGACUCCAACAGGCUGCCAAGCAACAUGGCUGGGUGGCUCUUCCUCCUUCCCAAGGGAGUGCUUUUGGAGUGUUGCAGAAAUGGCAAAGAGGUGGCACUAACUGCAAUAAUAGUCCAAGUUCUAACCAGCGUCGGAGAAAGAACUGUGGGAGAGUUUCUUCUUCAUUGCUCCCCUCCCAUCUGUAAGAGACAAGAAUAUUGGCUCUUCCUGUUCCUGGAUUCUGUCGCUUUAGUGCUCUCGAGGGAAGGUACUGGAGGUGGGGCUAUAAGUGGGCCCCUUAUGUGUGCUGUUGCUCCAGGACGUAGUGGUUUACAUGGGACAGAGUUAAACUGCUCCAGUGGGCAAGAUUUCUGUAGAUGCCCCAGGAGUUCAAGUCAUCAGUGGGACAGGUUACCUUGCACUCUGAUAAUGUUUCUGUGUGACUGUCAUUCACUCGUUUGGAAGAAAGUGGUAUACUAAGGAACAUUUGCAGCAGGGCCAGAAAUGGUUCCUGGCACUGGAUGUGCAGGAAGGAAGCUCAGAUGUUGUCAUUGGUCUCUUGCAGGACAACAAAACCAAAACCUGGCCUCCGAAAGCUCCUUGGCAGCACACACUGCCCAGUCAAAACAUGUCUUUGUACCAGAUGAGUAGCCCUGCCAGCCAGUGGAAUGACACCAUGCAGAUCCUGCAGUCACCCGUUUGGUCCACAGCCAACGAUUGCACACCAUCAACAGGGAUUUCCUCCACUUUUGCCUAUGCGCAGCAGCAGCAGCAAUCGCCGCCGCCGCCAUCUCAGCACAAACCGAUGAAUAAGGGCUUUAAACCUUUUCCAGUCAAGCACGAACGCAGGCCAUCUUACAUGCAUCAGUACUGACGGCUUUUUCUAGCAAGAAAUGCCGCAGAGGACCAAAGUCUUUGAUGUGACAAACAUUUGCUUUGUUUUACAGUUGUGCGGUGGUGGCUGUCUCUUCUGGUGGUUCUGUGGAGUGACAGCUUCUAGUGGUGAUUCUCUCUCUCUCUGUAGAGUGCUGAGCAAAUGGUGCCAAGGUGUUACAUGUACACACAACAGCCCUAAACUGUGAUGCUUUCAAAGCGUAUAUGGACUACCCUGCUAACAAACUGCUACAUUAUUACCACAGAAAACACUGUAUUUUAUAGCUAUUUUUUCAUAUAGAUUUAUAGUUACCAUUUCUUGCUAAAACAAAUUUGAGUACAUUUUUAAGCAAAUCUAGCAGUUUUGCUCAACACUCCUUUUCUUUAGAUUUCUAAUUGACAAGGUAAAAAGUCUUCACUCCGGUGACAUCGGCUGCUGUAGCUUUUUUAAUGCAUCAGUUGUUAACGUGCCACACAAGCUCCUGGUCACAAUAGUGGUGCACAGACAACUGCAAAAAGCUUUUUCCAGUUAUUUGCUUCAUGCAAAAAUAGCUGGAACCACUCCAGCCCAGGUAACUUGUGACAUAACUUAAUGGGCAUAAUCCACCUGUAACCUGAGCUCAAGAUCCAUAAAGUAGUUUGGGGUGGAUUGUGUUCAUCUGUGGCUGACACUACAUUAGAAUACACAAUUUGAUACUUUUACAUUUGGCCAAAGGCAUUAUCCAUACAGUGCUCCUUAAAUGUAUGAAAGAAUAGUUAAGACUACUUGCAAAUAUUUAAAGUCUUAUUUCAAUGCUAGACUUAGUGUGUAAAAACAUGAGCUGGCUCAGAAGAGAGAGAACUUAAAAACACUAUUUUUUUGUAGUGCUAACGAUUAAAGUAACUACUUUCAGUCAAUAUGUGCCAUUAAAUAAAUGAACCUGUGGAAUUAGGAAAUAACCUUCCAACCAAAGUGGAUCUGGGGGAAUGACUGGUGCUUAAAUUGAAAAAAAAGGUAAAUAUGUAUAGUUAUCCCAUUGUAUAUUAAUUGAGGUGAGAGAAGUCUUUAUAAAAGCCUAUUUAAAUUUUCAUAUUUCAUCUUUGAAAGAGUAAUUAUAAACCACAAUAUUUUCUGGUAUAAAGGUUUUUGACAGUAUUAAUAUUAUUUUUAUAUUUUCUUAAGUCAUAUCAUUCUAAUACAUUGACAAGUAAAAUGGGUUAUUAGUUAUAAAUGCAUAUAGUUUUUUGAUGAAGAUAAAAGCACAUUUAAGUUCCCAUUUUCUACAAACGAAGUACAUGUGUAUAUUAAAGAUACCAAAUUAUAUAUAAAUAUAUAUAAAUAAAAUACACAACACUAAACGUUGGGGUGGGCAGAGUCGAGGAACCCCUCCCCCGCCUUCUGCUUGUGUGGUGAUGGGCCAUCUUGGCAGGCCCAGAAUGUUACUAUUUGUGCUGGUUGAAGAUGCCAAUGUUGCCUGUAUUUAUGAUAUUGUCACCAUGUUUCCUCAAAACCCACCCUUACCAUGUUUACAGAGUUGUUUGCUGUGCAUAACUUUAGUCAUGUGCUUUGCACAAUCAGUGUGGCUUCUGUCUGUAAAUUGUUAAUGUUUUGUACCUUCUGCUAAAAAUGUUGGUGAAUUUAACAAGUGGGGUUUUUUUUUGUUUGGUUUUUUUAGUUUCCUGAAGUACACCAUUGAAAACUUACAAUGGACCCUACAAUCUAUUGCAGUUGUAUGCCACAAUGAUUUCAGGUCAAAGUACAGAUGUUUGUUGCGUUGACGUUCCCUACAGAGCAUCUAAACUGCAGUUGCAAAUGAGUGGUAAAUACAAGCACUGGCAGUUUCUAAAAUUGGAGUGAAUUGUGGAAAUACAGGUGUGUCAGUUUCUGUCUAGUAGGUGCUACAUCAUCCUCUGCUUCCAAUUAUGCUGAACACUGGUAAUUUUCCCAAGUUGUUUGCACUUGGCAACCAAAUGUUGCCAUGUGAUGUUUCACACUGCCAAGUGCAUGGGGUUUGGUGCUUAGUUAACUUACCCUUAUUGCAGUACUUCUGUGAAUAGCUAAUGCUUUGGAACUGGAAUUGUACAUUUUGUAUUUUAAUUUUAAAGCUCCUGUAAGUAAAAAUAACCUUAUUUGCUUUAUUAAAGAUAUACCUUUAAUAGUAGGUUAUAUCUUGUUAAAAUAAGGUUUCUGCUGAAGAUAAUGAGCACCAUCAAGCUGCAAGUUAAUUUCAGUGGAGCUUUCCUUGCUAGCCCCCAAAUUACAACAUUGACACAAAUAGAUACGAGCUGAAAUACCCCUAGGUCUGUCCCACUUUGAGGAUAAGGCAUGAUUGUGGAAUUACUGAAAAGAUGGCACAUUCACUCUAGAUGCAGCUGGAUCGCGGUUGGUAUAUGAGGGUCUUGUGUGUGUGGUGGUAGGGAAAUAAAAUCCAAAGUCUUAUUGGACAGAGGCAGGCCCCUUGCAAGGAACUGUUGAAUCCUGGCCUUGCAAAAGCAGGCACCAUCCCUUGCUCCUAGAUGCCUCCAGGGCAGGAACAGAGUUCUCUCCAGCUCUUUUCCCACUACUGCCAAGACAGCAUGAUAGAGAACACGGUCUAGAUUGGGGGGGGCAGAAUCCCCUCAUAAAGACUUAUAUUAUCUCACUUUUGAUCCCUCAUUCUUUUACUUAUUUACAAAAAUGAGGCUCUUGUGCCUUAAAACAUUGCUGCAUUUGUGAAGUUCCCUCUGCUUGACACACAACUGUUUUCUCCCCUCCCUGUGUCAUUAAGGAUUAAGUACUUGCUUGAAUUUCUCACAAGCAUGUGGGUUCCAGCCUGCUAUCAUAGUGUAACUUUGAUACCAGUGAUUUUCAUUCAGGUGCCUCUUUCAGUGUUAACUUACCAAGUAUGAAGUAAUAGGCAAGGAGUAUGUAUUCACAAUGCCACAUGAAACCAAAAGUCCCGUAGCUCCUGCUCUGAUGUGGGUGUAGAACUGAUGUGGGAUCAUUUGCAGACGUCGUUGGAAACCUCACCUACACCAUUCCAAAAUCAAUUUUCUUUGUUGAGCUAGCCCUUAGACUUGGUACCUAGGCCAAGCCAGCCUCAGUCCCUAGCAUCCUCUAUGCUUACAGCAGGCAUGGCCAAACAACUCCCAUCAUCCCUAGCUAACAGGACCAGUGAUCAGGGAUGAUGGGAAUUGUAGUCCCAAAACAUCUGGAGGGCCAAAGUUUGGCCAUGCCUGGCUCACAGUCUUAAUACUACCGAGUGUAGGGUAUGAAACACAUGCUAUGUGGACACAUUUUCUGAAAGGAAAUGUAUCUGGAUUCCUAACCCAAGCUUUACUACCUAGCAGACAUUGUGUAUAUUGUCUAUAGGUCUCACUCAGCCUGUCUCAUCCAGAUGUUUUGGACUAGAACUCUCAACUCCAGCCAGCUCACAUGGGCUGGCUGGGACUGAUAGGAUGGCAUUCAGUUGAAAGGCUGCCCCUUAGGCACUGGUAACUAGUGUGGUUGGUACCAGAACUAUAGCUGGUCCCAUAAUGCAACAGCACAAGUGGUGAGGGACAGAAAUAUAGAUGUUUGCAAGAACAGCUGUCUAUAAAUAGUGUGGCAAAGCUUUUUCAGAUGUCGGACCUGGAGCAGGAAGGAUAAGUCUCUGCUUCAGGAAGGAAAUUUUUGACCAGCAUUGAUGAGUAUCUAGAACUCCUGUUGUCACUUUGAAGUCUCACUGCCUCAUUCAAGGCUUGAUAUGGGCAUUCUAUAUCCUCAAAACCUAUCCAAUCUGUCCUGUGUAGCAUCUUGUACUGAUGUUUCACUUAAGUAUGUGGGCAUCUAUAGCACUUAAGUUCCAUACCAUGUAAGCAGUAAAUUGUCUUACCUCGCCAACUAUUCUGUUCAUUUAAGUCUUCACUUUCCACCAUCUUUCUGCCCUUGUUCUCAUCCAAAUUUAACAGGCUUAACAGACUUGCGACAAAUAGUUUUGGUUUUAUUAUUAGAAAAUUCAUGAUUCAAAAUGGCAGAAUGUUAUUUGAUCCCACUGCCUUAACUAGUUAGGUACUAUUGUCUUCUUGCCGCACUCUGCUUUAGAACAGGUCUGAUUGCCCAGCUACAAUACAGCAUUCUGCCUGGGGUACCUCACUGCAUUAUCAGGUGCAAUCGAUGUGAAUUUAGCAGCAGUUCCAGAAUGUAAUGUUUAAAGAACAUUGAAAAUGUAUGUUUUAAGUUACAAUACCUGGAUCUGCUCCACUUGCAGGAUACCAAAUGAUACGGAAUUGCUGAAGAGUACAUUCAUUCUAGAUGCAGCUGUUGUAUGGCUGUAUCCUACAGCUGUGCUGCAAAGAACUGCACAGCUGCCAUGGACAGCCUCCCAGGGCCCCGAGGCCAGUGGCGGAGGCUAGAGAAUGCCUCCCUUCAUCUCGGGGAAGAUUAACAGGUGCUUUGCCUCUGGCUCGAGUGUGUUGUGUAGUGGCCUUCAUUGUAAGUUGGGAGUAAAAACAAUUUCUAACAUGAAACCCCUUUGUUUCAAUAUGCUUUCAUUUGUUACCAUAGACUGGAAACAUAACUUAGAAACUUUUAGUUAAUAAGCAUGGUUGGGGGAGAGCUCCCAUUUUAUACUACUCCUGGUCCAGGGGGGCAGGAGUCCAUUCCACCAGCACUGCAAAUGUAGUAGGAGAGGCUUUGCAUCACCAGCUUCAGUGAUAGAAUGAGCUGCUGUUGCUACUUCACAUCAACUCACUAUGCUCCUUUUACAUUGUAUAGCUUUAGGUUUCUUUUUUCUUUUUUAAAAGAAGAGAAAUCCCCCAUGCCACCAGUCCUCUUUUACAAUUAAGUGUGCUCUGGCAGCAGCUACUUUGCCUAGUCAGGGGAGAUAGCUGGGGCUACAGCAAACAAGGAAAGUAGUUUUAAGCAAUAAUAAAAGGGAGCUAUAAACUGAGCAAGCAAACUCUGGGUGUUUCUGACAGUAAGCUGUUUUGAGAGGAAUAGACUCCCUCAGGAGGUUGUGGGCUCUCCUUCCUUGGAUGUUUUUAAGCAGAGGUUGGAUGACCAUCUGUU